GUCAAAGGGAAAGUUCCAUUCGCUCAGGGAUCUGCAGGCCGGAUCGAUUAGUCACGCCUGGCUUGGUUCUCGGCUCUCCUCUCUCGCCUCCAUUCGUCGGGUCUGGCUGUGCCGCUGGCUGUGGAAGGUUCCCUGUCCUCCGUCACCGACCCUCGCCCCUUCCUCAUCCUCCGGAACAGCCGCCGCUCCCGUGUCGGACACCCGGGCUGGCCCUGCGCGGCCUGCUGACAGUCCGGGGGAAGGGGGAGGAGGAACAGCCGCCGCUAGCUGGCGGAGAGCCGGGCCCGGAGCCGGUACCGGAGUGCGGGGAUCUCGCUGCCUCCCGGCCCCCAGCCCGAGCCCCCGCCGCCGCUGUGGGAAGGACUGGCACUCGGGCUUCCUCCCCGGAGUUUGAUGAUGAGCCCGCGGCGGGGAUCCGGACCCUCCCCGGCUGCGCCUGUCACCAGCGGCUGAGACUCCCCACCCACCAGCGGUAAGUACCCACCGAACCAGGCCAGGGCACGGCACCUGCGGCUCCCCGGGGACAUCACCUGCCAUGGCUCACCUCGGGCACCCCUGCUGGGGCUCUGCCACUCACAGGGUGCUCAGCCAGCUGGCAGCAUGGGGUCUGCCACUCACAGGGUGCUCGGCCAGCUGGCAGCAUGGGGGUCUGCCACUCACAGGGUGCUCGGCCAGCUGGCAGCAUGGGGGUCUGCCACUCACAGGGUGCUCGGCCAGCUGGCAGCAUGGGGGUCUGCCACUCACAGGGUGCUCGGCCAGCUGGCAGCAUGGGGGUCUGUCACUGCGACUCACAGGGUGCUCGGCCAGCUGGCAGCAUGGGGGGUCUGCCACUCACAGGGUGCUCGACCAGCUGGCAGCAUGGGGUCUGCCACUCACAGGGUGCUCGGCCAGCUGGCAGCAUGGGGUCAAUCUAAUACCAUGGGGCGUCUCUUAAACUGAGACUAAAGGCAGAGUAUGCACGAAUUCCUAAUGUAUAUUCCACACUUGUGUAAUUCCAUAUUACAUAAUAGGGAAAGGAGUUGGGACGAUCUGCUUCCCCUGCCCCAUUCCUGGCAUACCAUUUUAAAGGGAAAUAAACUGAAUCAAUGGUUGCAGCUGCUAAUGAGUAUAGCUGGUACUAAUUUUUGGAAGGCAGGAAUGUGUUAUAUCAUUAUGGUAAGAAAUGCCCACCUUGCAUGAUGUCAUAAACUGUGACAUCACCAACCCUGCAGUAUGGGUUUGUAAGUAUGACCGCUUUUUUUGUAAUUUCAUGGAUAUGGAGCUAAAAUGUGUUCUGUCUUUGUGUAUGGUGUAAAUUAAUUCAUGGUUAACACAAUAGGAGUUCUUUCAGCACUUGCCUUAGUCACUUGUAUUUGCUGGUGAUCAGGCACAGUCGCUGUAGUCUCCUGUUACAGUGUGCUUACACUAGAGAAAUGUCAUAUUACUAGUUAUAUUUUCAGAGGCUCUUAUAUAUAGAUCUAUAGUUAUUAAACUCUCCAGCUCAGCCAUAGUCACAGCUUUAUGCUAUUUUAUUUUCUUUCUUUCAGUUUUUCCACUUGGCUUUAAUUCCUGAACGUUCAGAGAAUAAGUCUUCUGUAAACUACCAACAGCAGACCCUUAACUGCCACUUAUAAAAGUUAGCUGUGGGGUUUGAUAUUCACCAACUUGUUUAUGAAUCAGAAUUGUAAAAUUUUGGAUACAAUAACUAGUUUGGGUAAAAUGGCUGGGCUACUUUUACAUUGGAGUUCUGUUUUCAAUUCCCCUCAACUUGGUGUAGUGAAUAAACCCUUGCCGUAUUCUGUUCUGUGGGCAGGCUUAAUUUAUCAGUCACUAACAGUUAUUUGUUCCUGAUCCUCUGUAAUACCUCCCUCCCACUGUUCAAGAGAGAUAGGACACAUUUGUUUUCCUCACCCUUAAUAGUAUAUCCACUUUUUUUUUCACAGGCUUGGGUAAUAUUGCAUAUUAAUAUGAGGGUAUCCAAAUGUAGAACACGGAUUAAAGUAUAGGUAUUGCAUUAUGUGUAUAUAGAACAGUCAUACACAAACUCUUCAUAAAGGCAUAACUUAUCCAUAAGUAUUUGCACUUUGCCUAUGUGAGCAUUGUAAUGUUUUAGUUAUGUGAAACUAGAAAGUUUGUCAGCCAUGUUUGAUCUUGCUAAUGACUUGCAAAAGGACAACCAUCAUGAUUGAAGGUGAUUACUUUUGCCUUGAACUUCUCUAGGACGGCAGAACAUAAUGUAUGUUUCCAUCAGGCAACAGCUAUUUCAGUCUCCAUCCUGUAAAAUCUCUCAGGGGUGUAACUCAAACUAAUCUUGUGCAGACAGGACCUAUAUCUGCUGCAUGGAGGUGCUCCAUGCACCAUUUCCCAUUCAUUAUAGGAAUGUGAGAUGUUAUCUAUGCUGUAUAUGAAUUUAUUUUUAUUAAACAUGCAUAAUACACUCUAUUCAUAGUUUCAAAAUCUUCAAAUGGAAAAUGUCCUGUUGGAGGAAAUACAGACCUUUUCUAACCUUGCUUGUAGCAAUUCAACAGUAACUGCUUCAAUCUGUUUGCAGGCCUGUGUGUAAACAGAAAGGACAAUGUUUGUAUUUUUUAUUUUUCACUAGUUGCUUAAAGGGGACAGAUGUGGGGAGGGUGGCAUGAAAGGAAGAUACCAGCAGCACAGAGGGGUGGCCAGGCCACUACUGGAUGUUUGGACCAGCAUGCAAUGUGUGCUGGCAUCAGAUGGCAGAUUUUCACAUUAGCCAGCCAGGACUUUUUCUGAGCUAACGAAUGAUGCCUCAAUGACUUGGCUGUAGGUGGAAAAAUCUUUGGAGGAUGCUUCUUGUGACGCAUUGAGGACAGUGUACUUGUGUAGCAUUUGCUCUGAUUCACAUUUCCAGUGCUUUGCUUUAAAACAGGAGUCCAGUGCUUUUGGAGAAGCAUUAGAUGGAUACAGUGCCAGUGUCUGCAUACUUGGACAUGUUUGAUGCAACUGUCUGAAGCCCCUAGUGACUGUCUAGCAGAAGUUAGUAGAUUUGGAAUGCUAUAUGCAACUCAUGUUUUUGCAGAAAGGACGCUUUCCAUUUGAAAGGUCGCAUCUGUGCCCCAAAAUCACUUAAGAUUGUACCUUUUUAAAGGGACACUUUAUAGGAUUGUGAAACAUUCCUUACAUUAUAGUGUUCGUCGUGUUUAGAUUUGGGACCCUCCUAAAUAUUAGAAUUCAAAAGUUCUUACGGUGGAAGUGCCUCUAGUGGCUGUCGGGAAGACAGCCACUAAAAAGAGUUUAGUAGAUACUAGUGUUUCCAUUUCAAGGCUAAACUGCAAUGUUUUACAUGACCAGAGCACUGAACAAAGACUGUUUCAUUGAGUUUGAGUUUUCAGGGAACCAAUAGUCCCCUUUUCAAUACAUAUAGGGUAUUGUUUCUUUCCUCAUCUCUCGAAAUAACUCCUAGUGUAAAUAGGCCCCUACAACCAUGUACCCUGUUGCAUGUAACUGUAGAAGUUUGCAACACUCAGCAGCUAGAGGACAACCCCUUCUUACUCUAGAGUGCACAUGCUGGGGCAAUCUCUACCUCCUGGAUGUGUGUAGCCUUAUAACAGCCCUUGGCUUAAUCAGCAAGUCUAGUAAUCUGUUAUGAAUUGUUUUGCUGUGUGGCAGAACUACAUACUGACUAACUGAACUCUCUUCUGGCCUGCAAGGGGUUCAUCUGCUUGCAUGUGGAAGAUGAACAGCCGGAAAAGUCUGUAUCACUGUAACUCCCUUAAAUGUAUCCUAUAGUGCCCAUCUCGGGGCUGAAGGGGUUAAAACCCCUUAUGUCCCUUACCUGGAUCCAGCGCCAAUGUCACUCUGCGCUGGGUCAGGCUCCACCCACGCUCCGCACACAUUAGCCCUCCCCAUAGGAAAGCAUUAUCUAAUGCUUUCCUAUGGGGAGUAUCUGACACUGGAGGACGUCCAGCAUCAGAUAACAGACCAAAAGUCCGUUUUGGAUUCCGGAAGCCCUCUAGUGGCUGGUAGACCGCCACAGAGGGCAGACUUAGAGCUGCAAUGUAAAUGCAAAAGGGACACAGCACCCAGACCACUUCAAUGAGCUGAGGUGGUCUGGAUGCCUACAGUGCCCCUUUAAGGACUAAGACCGUUUUGAGAUGCAAUAAGUUUGACUUUCCAGUAGAAAAAUGGAGGUCAUCUGCAGUCUGUUUUUGGUAUUUGUAUUGAUUUGGGUUUUUCAAAUCCUGAAGUUAUUUCAGUGCUUAUUUGCUGGCAGGAAUUUCAAAUGUUUUUUUAUUUCAUAAAUGUAUUUAUCUGGGCUAAACUACUUGUUUGUAUGCAUUAAUUUUAAUUGUAUAGCAAUAACAAAAUAUAGUCUACUGUAUAGCUGUUCUAAAAUGGAUUAGACACUGAAGCAGCAGCAUUUUUAUCUCCUAUUGUAUAACCCCUCUUUCUCCCAAGGAGCAGGUUUGUCCAUCUUGAGUAGUUUAUACCGGGUUGUAAAACCUUUUCUGCCUCUAAUUCUGCAGGUAUCCUACAAUGUAGAUCCCCAUGGCGACCAAUGACACUCAAUACUUGAUAAGGUUUGCCUAACCCCUUGUCCCAAAGGGUUUGUAAUUAAAUCAAUUAUCUAUUGAAUGCUUUAAUGACUCACACAUUUUUUCUUUUUAUGUCUUGACCUACUUUAUCUACUGGGCUGUGAUUGAAAGGAGCAAUGUUACACAGCAUCCUGUUUGUGAAGCAGUGUUUUUAUACUAGUUUGGAAACUUACUAGGUAUUUCCAACACUGGUAUGCAAUGGUCUUCUUUUCUAGAAAAACUCUUCCUAGUAAUUAAGCAGAAAAUGGGACCUUUAGUAAAUACGUUUGUGCACUGUAUUGUGUUGGGUGUGGUGUUUACAUGUUGACACAAAUGUAAAAACUGCUUUUAAUCAUGCUUUAAAAGCAGCAGCAUUUUUACUUUAUUAGGGAAUGGCUUCUGAUUUUAUAAAGAUAUGACUAAUUUUGAGCUGUCAUCAGUAUUAUUGUGAUGUGUUUCCUAUGAAAGUACACCUAUUAUCUCACUAUUGCUACUUAGUUCCAGGUUUUUGUCCUGUUUACUUUUGCAGCAUAGUGGAAAAGAUGCAUGCUCACAAGAAAAUCUAAAUGGUACAUGGCUUAUCCAGGCUAUACAACUUUGGUUCUUAGUCUGUAUUUUUUUUUUUUGUAUUCUCAUUUGUUUUCAUGGUUAUUCUUAGAACAUUAAAUUUCUUAGAUUUUUGACAUGUGUAGCAAUCCUCUCUGUAGUGUUUAUGGUAACAGGGAGUGCCCUUGCAGCCUCAAUUUGUAAGUAGUUGGACAGUUUUUAAGAACUGUUUUUUGAGGGGGUCUUCCAAGUUCUAUUUUCUCCCAUCUCCACUGUCUGAUGUCCUUAAAGGGACACUAAAGACCCCUUUAUCUACUUGCUUAGUUUUCUUUUUUGACUGCAAUACUUAUAUUGUAGUGUUAAGACUGCCUAUAGGGUCUCUACCAGGCAGCCACUAGAAGCUCUUCCUGGCUUUUCAUGGUGUCGCUGUAUGUCAUCAUGCUUUGAAUGAGAAUGCCAAGCAUCUUCUAAAAUGCCACUGGAAGGCAUUGAGGCAAUGUUUUCCUGGGGGAAGGCCUAAUGCGCACCAGGCAGUCUUGGUGCAUGCACAUUAGGUCCCUCAGUUGGCUGAUAGCUUGAGGAGUGCAACCCAGUGUAGAAGGACAUCCAUUCUAAUUUUUAUUUUAAUGCCUCUUGCGGCUGGGUGAAGUGGAAGCAGAGGGACCCUUUAGUGUUAGGAACUAAUCUUUGCAUCUAUAAUAAAGUAUUCCUUGGCAGGGCUGAUCUUCUGGCUCUCCAUUGUUUACCAGUAGUAGCAGCUUGUUGAUCUCAGGUAAUGGGUCAAACCACUUUAAAAUGACCUUCUCACAAUAGGCAGUGCCACUUCUAACCAGUAUAGUGCCCUGUAGUGGUUAUGGUGUUUGCAGUUUUCAUUUAAUGUGUGUCUCUCUGUAAUUCAGACACCCAUAGCAAGUUGAUAGAUUCAUGCUGUUUGUUAGGUUUGGGGAGGGGGUGAAGGGGGCAUGCAAUGACACUUCAAAGCACUUUUGCUAAAGACCUGUGACUCCCACCCUUAUUUUAUUUUUCCCUCUUUCUUUCCCUGGGCUGAUAAUGGCAGAAUGCUAUUUAAACCUGAUCACAUUACUCAUAAAUUUUCCUGCUUAAUCUGGGGGAUGUGUGUUCCGUCAUAUAAGCACUUGUUUGUUAGAAGUAGAUAUCAAGCUGGUGCAUACUUGUUCCCCAGGGCCCUUCUAACUUUUAUCCAGUACAUUCUUGAUGUUUAUAGAGCAGGAUAGUGUGGCACUUAAAGUAAAGCUAAGUGCAGUUUAAUGUUCUUCCAGUGUUUGUGCUCCAUGGCUUAGAGGUACAGCCCUGUUUCAGUUUAAUUUUGGCCUCCUUUUUCUCCUUUCCUUAUCUCCCUUCCUCAAUCAGCAUGCAGUCUGAGAUUAUUCAGUGUUCUUUCAUUGACAUUUGAACAGUUUUAUGCAGAAUUCUCCAGUUUCUUUUAUCUGCUUUGAUCACUAACCCUUUGCAGGAAGCUGUGCAUUAUAUUGUCAGAUUACUCCUUACCCUACCCCAUCAAUCUCUGGGAUGUAAGCUGUUUGGAAAUUCAACUAAGGAGUCUGACUGUACAUUGUUGAAGACUGUCCUCUUGUACAUACAAUAGAGCACUAGAGUUCAUGUUGCAUGUGUUGGUUUGCCUGGAAUGCAAACUCCUUGUAUAAUCUAGGUAUGGCAUUAACCUUUUGUUUUCAGUUUGUACAUGAUUGUAGUUCUGUUUAGUUUAAUUCAGUUUUAUAAACUUUGGAAUCUUUAACCAGAGUUAAAGGGACACUCCAGCUGCCUAAAUCCCCUCCCAAAAACCCACUGUUUAGUGCAUAUAACUUAAUGAAAACAUACAUGAAUAUAAUUAUGCUUUUUUUAUUCCACUUGGGUUUAUCUAAACACAGCUUGCAAAAGAUCCAGAUCUUUUUACAACCCAGGCUAUACUUUCUGCGGUUGAACUACAGACUUCCCAAUGUCGCCCAAUGAGGUCUUUGCAAGGGAGGUGCUCUGGGCAAUUGCCUUUUUAGCUCCAUUGAGCCAUCAAAAACCAGGAAGUGGGACAGGUUGCCUGACAUCCAGGGGCAUGUUACAAUGUAAACUUAAAGUACACAUUUCUGUUGAAAUGGUGGGAGUACUCUCUUCACCAAUAAAGCAUUUCCACAAACUGCUUUAUGGGUCUGCAGUGUAGCUUUAACCUUUGGCCACCAACUUGCUGUUGUCCUGCUGGAAAGGAGAUUUAGCAUAGCUGAAAUCAAUCUGCAGACCAAUGUUGGAUUACACUAAAUGGCUGUCAACACAAGAAUGCCACACUGUAUGUUACCCUUUAAGUAAAAACCUAUUUUCAUGCUGUGAUUUAACACUUGCGUUGGCAAAACAUUUAUGGUUUAGCUCAAGAAAACUUGCUUUUCUUCAGAGUGAAAUGUUAACCCGUUGCUUCUUGUGUAGAAGCCGAUGGCAAAUAAAAUGUACAAAUGAAUCAAAAUUACUUGCAUCACAUGUCCUGGUAGUUGACUACUCACAUCCUAGAAACUGCUUCCUGGCCAGAAAUCUUGUCGGCAACAAAUGUAGUUAUUCUAAAUGUAAUACUUUCCAUAUUGUGGUUGUGUAUUUUAAUUUUUUUUAUUUUUUUUUAUACUGCUUUAAUGUGUCCUCGACACUAGUUGAAAAUCCUUCUCAAGCCUAGCUUUUUCUUUCUUGGGCAAGUAAGAAAAGUAUGUUAAAGUAGAGACCCAGAGCUCUGUGCAGGUUCUAUCUCGUCAGCUAUUUACAAUAAACUGGAGUGACAUUAGUUAUGUGUUAUUUCUUUGUGAAACAGAACUUUAGCCAUUGUAACAAAGAUGCUAGAACUGCAGGAUAUCUGCCAACAAUAUCACUGCAUGUAAAGGCAAAUAUAGCCAAGGUUGCAAUUUGGCUUGUUCUCGGUCUUUUAAUUUAAAAUCUAUUCCCUUUGAUUAGUAUGACUGUAUGAAUUGCUAGUGUCUGGUAGCUUACUACUUCAGAACCCAUAAUCAUAUGGUAGAGUGCGCACUAUGCUCCAGAUAUGUUGUCUGUUCAGUAGGUUACGUCAGCCAAUUAAGUCAUUGCUCAGAUAACUUCUAGAUCUAAAAAUAAAACUGUUAUAUAUUGUCACUUAAACUGUGCCUUGCCAUGGUCCAUAAGUCUAGUUUUGUGUUCAGGGGCUUUAUCACCCUUUCUGAUUCUUUGCACUCUUUUUCUAUUUAAUUACCCAUGUGUCCUAAGCUGGCAUCAAAGUUUUUAGCCAAAACUGACCUUUUGGGUUUUGAUACCAGCAGUUUUUGUUAAUACUGUGUAGGUACAUUUAAAUGAACAUUGUUCAGCAUUCACGCUGCUAACACAGGAAGAGCAUUCUUUUUGUUACUUGAGCUUUAGCCCAUCAGACUGCUUUAACAAGCUGCUUAAAGUCUAAAGGCCGGCAAAAUGUAAUCAAUUUGACUUAAAGGGACACUAUAUAGUCACCAAAACUACAGCUUAAUAUUCUGGUGACUAUAUAGUGUACUUUAAGUAAAAUCGAAUAAAAUUUUUCCAGCCUUUAGACUGAAGCGGCUUGUGGGUCUACCAUGUUCCUGCAGGCUUUUUGCCGUAAUUUUUUUUUCAGAUAAAAGGCAGUGUUUAGUUUACAGCCUGGGGAUACCUCCAGUGGCAGCUACUCAGAUGGCUAGCAAAGGUGCCUUCUGGAACAGUGCUGCAGUGUAGCACUGACAUUCAGUGUCUUCACCCACUGCAUGGAGACACUAAAUGUUCCUCAGAUGCAUUGGUCACCUUUUUUCACUUUGAAUGUUAGUGCAAUUGUUUAAUUUUUUUUUUUGCUGACAUUUCUCAAGCUAUGCAUGUUAAAGGGACACUAGUCACUCAGACCACUUCAGCUCAAUGAAUUGGUCUGGGUGCCAGGUCCUUCAGAUUGAAACCUAGCUGCUUCAGAGAAACUGCUAUGUUUACAUUUGGGGUUAAUCCAGCCUGUAGUUGCUGUCUUCCGGACAGCCAGUAGAGGUGCAUAUGCGACGCUGGAUGUGAAUUUCGCAUCCAUCGCGCAGAGCGUUCCAUAGGAAAGCAUUGAGAAAUGCCUGCCUAUGGACACUAUGAAUGCGCAGCUCCACGGACAGGGAGGAGAGGUCACCAGCGCCGAGGGAGCCCGGCGCUGGAUUAAAGUAACCGAAGGGGUUUUAACACCUUCAGCACCAUGGGAGGGGGAUCCUGAGGUUGGGGGCACCCUCAGGGCACUAUAGUGUCAGAAAAACAGCUUUGUUUUCCUGACACUAUAGUGAACAUUUGCAAACAUAAUUUCUAUCUUCUUGGUAAGAACCAGACAUGUUUGUCUCUUAAUUGCCUAUUUUCAGAGAACAUUCUGACUUGUAACAAUUUGAAUUCGAUAUUGGCCAAUGUUGCUUUUUCAAUGUAAUUUAGUGCUUUAAAUGCAUCACUGCAACAUUUGAAGGAAGUAAACAAACUGAACACAGCUCUGUAUAGCAAAGUACUGUAUUCUCUGCUUUCUAGACUGUAAUCUUGUCCCUUUCACGUCCAGAAAAUUGUGUGGAAUGAGUGGUUUUUGUUCCUGAUAGACCUGAGUAACUUUGGAUUUGGCAUGUAGUAAUGUGAUGGGUAAGAUGAGGCUGUUCAAUGUGAACCACCUCCUCUAAGCAGCUGGCAGGCGAUACAUGAUGCACAGAAACUCUGAUCACAGAACACUUCUUUUACAGGAAAGGAUUAUCCUUGAAUAAAAAUAGACUAGUUUCCAGAGCUGAGGUUAUGUAAGGGUUUACAUGUUGUUGAAUUGUUUAGUUCUUCAGCUUAAUUCUUGGAGCUGAUUUUGCUUGAAACCUUGAUUAAUUUUAAGAGUACUUUAAGAUCUUUCUCAAUCACAUAUUUUGCAUAAAGUAACACUCCAAACACAAUUAUAAAGAUUUUUGGUGCCAGGAUCAUAUAAGUAGCCGAUUUGUUAACAUUUACUCUUUGUCUGGAGUCAGUCAGAAAUCUGUUCCUCAACUCUCUACAGCUGUUGAGAUCUCGUGUAAUUUUUUCCCCCUGAUCUUCCACUGGCUCUUCUGAGCAAAGCCCUGCAGUGCAAGUCAAUGUCACUGGCUGAUAGUGUUGGCGUUUGCUUGUAGCCAAUGAGCCAAGCCCUACACAACCUGACAGCUCAGUGAAGAGCUCUUCCUGCUGCAUGGAGGAGCACCCAUCGGACCCAUAGUAAGAAGCCAAACUAUUGCCAAUCCGCCUCACUACUUAUUUAAGGGGGAAGGUGCCAGGGUACUCCUGUCACCAUAACCACUACAGCACACUGUCCUUGUAAUGUUUGACCAACUAAUUGAGACAUUUUGAAAAACAAAAGCAACCUCCCCCCCAUGGUUUUUGUUCUACUCCCCAACCUCCCUUUUUAGAGGGCAAUUCUAAGCAGCACUACAACUCAGUCAUGGUUAGGGUGUUAUCCCACACCCUGCACUUUUUAGCUUAUCGGUAUUGAAGGAUGGAUGGAUUCAUGUUUAAGUGGGUGACCUGUGCGUGUUAAGUUUUGUAAAACCUCUCAAAUGGUUUGAUAAGACUGUGGUGCCUGUAGCACCAUAACCUUUUGAGUUCUUGAUGGGUAUCUAGAUAUCUAAAGUGUCUGUAUUAUCUCUCCAAACAAGAUUACAUUAAAAUUUUUAGGAUUGUAUUUCUUUUAUUCUUGUAUUAAGCAGUUGUGUAUUGUGUUGGUGGUUUGAGAAGUUAAUGUUUAAUCCUCUUUAAUUGUUAUAGUACAAGUGAAAACCUGUUGAUCUUCCUACCAGAUGUAAAACAACUCUCGUAAUUGGAGUUCAAGCAGUAAAUCCAUUUGGCCAAAUGAGCAGCUAAAACCUAUAGUGGUUUGACCCAUUUCUUUUCAUAUAUUAUACAACCAGUAUAUCUAUGUAUGUGGCUUUUUUUUCUUUUUUUUUUUUCAAAAUCCCCUUGCAGUACUGUGUACUGCAGACAAAAGCAAAAUGUCAUUACCCAGGAGGUCGGAAUCCAUAUCAAUUCUUUUCUUCCCCCAGGGAGUCUACUUUAUUUUUCUUAAUCUUCCAUGCUGAGAGCUUUUGUUUUGCAGAAUUGAAUGUUUUUGCAGCAUAUCCUAGACCGCCAUCCUUUUAUUUAUUUUGUUACAGCUAAGCUUCACAUUUUUAAAUUCAUUGUAGCUUUAAAAUGAAUAAAGGUGGACAGUUAACCAGCACCAAGGUGCCGGUCCACUUUGGACAAAAGGGCAUCCACUUGUAGAUAAGCUGGGUUUCAUUACAGAUUAUCUUGAUGGUCUUAUUUAAACAAGGUGUGAAAAUGGUUUUCUAUUGGACAUAUUUUCCUGUGUGACGUUUCAUAAACAAAUGGUUUUUGUUAAUAUGGCCAAAAUUGAACUUUACACUUACUGUCUUUCAGGUAUGGCCUCACAGCUGCAAGUGUUCUCCCCUCCUUCAGUAACGUCCAGUGCCUUCUACAGUGCAAAGAAACUCAAAGUUGAGCCUUCUGGUUGGGAUGUUACGGGACAGAGUAAUAAGUAUUACGUGCACAGCAAAAACAUUCCAGUCGCUCAAGGACACGUUGCAAGUUCAUCUCACCAGGUCCCUAGUUUUGGUCUGCCUGCCUAUGAGUCCAACCUUCUGAUCCCAGCCGCUGCGGCAGAACACAUUGUGGUGACAGCAGCAGACAGCACAGGCGGGGGCCCCACCACCUUUCAGAGCAACCAGAUUCUUAAUCACAGAAGUAACGUUUCUCUUCUGGAACCUUAUCAAAAAUGUGGACUGAAAAGAAAAAGUGAAGAGGUGGACAGCAACGGUAGCGUGCAAAUUAUUGAUGAACGGCCACCUCUGAUGCUCCAAAACAGAACCGUGGUGGGUGCAGCUGCCACAACCACCACUGUAACUACAAAGAGCAGCAGUUCUAAUGGAGAAGGAGACUACCAGCUUGUUCAACAUGAAGUUUUGUGUUCAAUGACCAACAGCUAUGAAGUCUUGGAGUUCUUGGGCAGAGGAACAUUUGGUCAGGUUGCAAAAUGCUGGAAGCGGAGCACAAAGGAAAUAGUAGCUAUUAAGAUCUUAAAGAACCACCCCUCCUAUGCCAGGCAAGGGCAGAUUGAGGUGAGUAUACUCUCUCGCUUGAGCAGUGAGAAUGCUGAUGAAUUCAACUUUGUGCGAUCCUAUGAGUGCUUCCAGCACAAGAAUCAUACUUGCCUCGUUUUUGAAAUGCUUGAACAGAAUCUCUAUGACUUUCUCAAGCAGAAUAAAUUUAGUCCUCUGCCUCUUAAAUACAUUCGACCAAUACUGCAGCAAGUUGCAACUGCCCUAAUGAAACUGAAAAGCUUAGGCCUGAUUCAUGCUGAUCUUAAACCGGAGAACAUCAUGCUUGUAGACCCAGUGCGUCAGCCCUACAGAGUGAAGGUGAUAGACUUUGGAUCUGCCAGUCAUGUCUCAAAAGCAGUGUGUUCCACCUACCUGCAGUCACGGUAUUACAGGUGAGAUUUGUUUUUUUUCAACUGAAGCAAACUAUUUAUUAAAAGUCCUUAGUUUAAAGGAUUACUGUAAGCACCAUCGUGGUUUCACUAUCUUGAAAUUUUCAUGGUGCUUGUAGUCUCUAUCAGAAUAGAUUCAUGUUGCCCAAGCCCCUUACUCUCCCUACUCUGCCUAUCCUCAGGGAUAUCCCUAAACCUGCAGGGGGAGUUGUGUAUAUAAUCCAUGGAUUGAGCUUCAUGGAGAACUUGGUGUGGGAUCAGUUAAUUUGGUUUUAUUUGAACACUGUAUUAAGUAGAGUUAACCAUUUAAAUUCUUGAAAGGUGUUUGGUCACCCACCCACUCCUCUGAUUAAACAAUUACAUUUUAUAAUACAGAAAUCUAUUUUCUUUCAUUUUUUACUUGUAUAGUGUGUGAACCACUGGAGGCUUAGAGAUGGGCCUGGUGAGUUCAGCUUCUUGCCAGAUGCUAGUCUUAUGACUCCCUACUCCUUGUGUCAAAAAGAAUCUGUCCAUAAGAUACUUAUUUUUUUCACAACUAAAUGAUAGUCAAUUCUUUGGACUGGUAAAUGACAUUUAUAAAUGUUUAGGCUCCCAGGACCCUAGUAUUAACACAUGUCUGUAUUAAAUGUUUCACAUAAGGCAGCAUUUAAAUUUUUCCUUGUAAUUUUGUCAAGUUUAAUUUUGUGCUACCUGAUAUGGCUCAUUUAUUUAAUUCAUGACCCAUGCCAGUUUAUAUUCUGCCGUAAAAGGUAUUUUAUUUUGUUUGUUUUUCAUACAAAAAACAUUUAGCCAGGGCACAAAUUCUGCACAGUAAGACAUAAAAUAGGAACAAUUAAAAAAACAAAAAAAAUAUAUCCCUGUUGGGUAUUGUUAGGAGGGCCUCAUUCCUUUACCUCUUGCUUCGCUUUUGAUAUUAAUGUACUGUUUAUGUUCAUGUUUAAAUUCCUUCUCUCUCCAUUAGUUUGGGUACAAAUACAAACUGGAUAUAUGCGAGCAUUGGCUCAGACCUGCCUAGUAAGGCUUCCAUCCUUAAUUGGUAUUUACCGCCGCCAUAUAGUGUAAAUAAAUAUAAACUUCUUUGGAUUGUAGAUUAUGAAUAUGAAGUUGUAGCAGGGCGUUUUCUUAUUAGUCUUUCUAUCUCGAAGACCUUUGACCAGAACUCCUUCAACUCACACUCCCACCUAUAUGUAAAAAGGAGCCAUAAUAUUUUAAAUCUCAAACACACCAGGGAGCUUGAAUUGUAUAUUUUACCCUUCCUAGUUGGUACCAUAUACCACCUGUUCAUGAUAUUAAAUACCACUUCUAUAAUAUUUAAACAGUAGAUAUUUUUAGUUUUGGGUAACACCUGGCACCAUUCUUUCAUUUUUGUGACAGAGUAUUAAUGUAAGACCAGAGUAAUCCUUUAUUCUGUACGAGUUUUAACAUUAAAUUGGUAAUUUUAUCAGAUGCACUUGUGAUGCUUGGAGGAGAAUGCAAAUGUGUAAAUGAUGGAAGCAGGAUUAUUCUGUAUUUGCAAAAUGCAAAUGUUGAUGCUGAGAGGUGCAGACUAGCAACAUCUGCCUUUAUUCUUAGCUGCUUGACAUGUUUCCUGUUCAGUGAUAUCUGCUUAACACGUUAAUGCAUUUUAUUUUUUGGCCUGGUUUGCCCCUGGCAUAAUGCUGCCUUUUAAAGUAGAUUGCCGACCUGCAGUACUGUACAAUACCCAGGAUUUUCUUUUAUUUGGGAUGUGUAGAUUUUUAAAAUGUGAUAUAUAUUUUUUAAUUUAAAAAAAAUAAAUUUGAUACUGCACAUAAAAUGACAAAAUACCUUCUGUGUACACCAUGUGCAGCAGACACCCUACUGUCUGCAGGAACUGAGAUUGGUUUUCUGUUGAAUGCUAUACAUUUUCAAUCAGCGUAGGCUUGGGAAGAAUCCAGGAACAUGGUAGACCCACAAGCCGCUUCAGUCUAAAGGCUGGAAAAAAUUUAUUCAAUUUUACUUAAAGUACACUAUAUAUAGUCACCAGAAUAUUAAGCUGUAGUUUUGGUGACUAUAUAGUGUCCCUUUAAGUCAAAUUGAUUACAUUUUGCCGGCCUUUAGACUUUAAGCAGCUUGUUAAAGCAGUCUGAUGGGCUAAAGCUCAAGUAACAAAAAGAAUGCUCUUCCUGUGUUAGCAGCGUGAAUGCUGAACAAUGUUCAUUUAAAUGUACCUACACAGGAUUAACAAACUGCUGGUAUCAAAACCCAAAAGGUCCGUUUUGGCUAAAAGCUUUGAUGCCAGCUUAGGACACAUGGGUAAUAGAAAAAGAGUGGGCUCUAAUAUAUUUUUUGUUUUCCUGUUUAAUAAAUCUUCAGUGGUGUCAAAUUUGUUUCCUGUUAAUAUGGAGAACUAAAUGUAGGUUGAUGGGGAGGCGGGAGAGCAAAUACAAUUUUGAAGGCUGCAGCCUUAUGCUCCAAUUGUUUUUAACAUAAUGAAGGGGUUUGAAUGCACUUUAUCUCGACUGCUUAUACUGUGUUUUUUCAUAUAAGGUUUGUUGCUGCUGCCCCCCUCAAGCUUGUAUCUUGGGACCUGAGGAGGCUUUAUAAAUACACUGCUUCUCCAUAUGUUUCCAUAUCCUAUAAUGUCAAAUAUUCAGCCGGUUUUCAAAAACCAUAUGGUCAUAAAAUCAAAUGCAAUACAAUCUGGGAGUGUCCUAGAUUUAAGCAGAGAACUUGCCACACCUUUAAUUUUAACAAUGAUGACUUGAAUAGUCUGUUAAGUGUAAGCACUUUGCUGUUAGUGACACCCUUAGAGGUAUCUUAUUUAGGAACAGUUGCUAUUUUCCCUCUUUUUAAAGCAAUAUUUCAAUAGCUUAGUACCAGAAGCCGAUUAAUAUGCUGUGUAACUUUAGUUUUUGAUUGUGUUCUGCUGUGAAUACUCUCCACCAUAAGGUUUUUUGUUUUUUUAAAUUCCCUUUAACACUUCUCAAUUUUGUAUUACCUUUUUAAAAAAAAAAAAAAGUAAAAUGAACUUGAAAUGGGACAAUCUGUUUUGUGCAGUGCUAAAGACUUAUGGGCAGUGGGAUUUAUGUGCAACCUUCCUCACUCCAGAAAGAACCCUAGAGAGCAUUCAGAAUGUGUUGUACGGAUUUGUGACACUGGAAUACAUUGCCAAGCAACUGGUGUUUAUACUUUAGUGACUGGUUUAGUUUGAGCUUUACAUUUCAAUGCUGUGGUGUUUUUGACUGCCUUCUUGACUGACUAGCAACAUUGUAAAAAGAACACAAACCUGUGUGUGUAUAGAUUAGCCUGUACUGUUGUAAUUCGUAACACAUGCACACAAGAUCUGAGGUUGCAUUGGUUUUAGUAGGCUUGCAUACAAGAAGGGUCAUAUAUGUAAUCCAUGAAAGCAGCUUGAAUUGCUGAAACUUAUUCCAGAUUUUUCUAAAAGAAAGUUCCUUAUCCCUGGAGACUUGGCAGACAAGGGACAAAUUGUCUUCUAUCCAGUGAUGUUUCUAUAAUGUUGGUAAUGGCAUUGGUGCUCCAGAGUUUCCGAUUGAUAAACCCACAUUUCCUUCUAGGCUUGAUAAACAAAGUGAUUCUUACCCUAGGUGAACCUGAAUUUGGGUGUUUUUAUUGCCAGGAUACUGACGUACUGGCUCACUUUAAGGUCUUUUUCCUAGUAAGAUAAGAGAUGCUUGCGCUUUUUCCAGUUUGUCCAUCUACAUGAAAUACAAAAGUAGACCUUGCAGACUGUUUCGCUAAGGGUAUUUUGACACUUCUGUAGCAAUUAAACUGCCAAAUCCUUAGCUAUUGUAGUAUAUAUUGUUUCUCUUUAUAAUUCUCUUUGUGAUCAAACCCCUAAAUUAUGCUUUGCAAACCCUUCUAACCAAAUCAAUACCUCCAAUGUAUGCCUUUCUCUCACAAAUUUGUGAAGCUAGUGUCAUGAGACUUGUCAAAGUAUAUAACAAUGCUUAAUCCUAAACCAAAUCUACUCCUAAAUAAACCUAACCUUAAUCAUAACCCAAUUCUGUGCCCAACAUUAAUUUUGCUUUUUAUCCAAACCCUCACACUAUAAAUGUCAGCAGAGGGAUUCCCUUGCUGGCUUGAAUCCUAAUCCAAACCAUAAUCUGAAGCCUAAACCCAUUUUAAAUAUAACCCGAAUACUAAACCUAAUAUUUGUACAAAUCUAAUUUUUAUUUCUAAUCCCAAAGAUUUCCCUCGAAUAGUAGUAUUAAUAUUGGUAAAUGGAAUUAUAAGCUGAAAGUGAUGUGUUGCUGCCAUCUACUGGAGGGAGACACUUCAAGGUCUUUUCAGACCCGGAGUGUCUCCCAAUCACCAAAUUGGUCAGCUUCAGUUUCUCUAGUGAUGUAAAAGUCUAGGUAUAUGCUGUUCUGACUUUAUUAAAGACUGACAAUAAAAAUAAAAUUGCCCCAGCUGACAAGGGAGCCCCAUUAUCUACUGAUUCCUGGGUUUCUUAAUGUGAGCAGGGAUUUAACCUUGCACACACUGUAUUGUGACCAUGGGGAUUUAAUUAUUUUAUUGCAGCACUUUAUUUCUCCUGAACAAGAUUAUACAGUGGAAACUCGAACGUUCCAGUUCCCGAACAAUUCGGAAUGGGGAAAUAAAGUUAUGCAUAAAGUCUACGCGAACGAUCCUAUCCAAACACAUCACAUGGCAUUCAGAGGGAUAAAACUGUGAGAUAAGGAAAUAUGGGCAGAUGAACUAUGUAAAGGGAUAGAGGGGAAUAUAUGGAGAGGAAAACCAGAGGGCACAGGGGCACAAGUGAAGGGAUAUGGACAAUUAUUAUGCAAGGAGAAAGAGGACAAUAUAAGGAUACCAGAGGGACUAUGGACAUAAGGAUACAAGCAGAGGGAAGAGGGGUAUCCAAUAUCUUGAACCUGGUACAGCCAUUCUAUAUGCCUUUGUAUGUAAUGCCAGAAGAACAGUUGCCUAGCCCAAUGCAUGUAACUUUGGGGGUCUGGAAUGGAUUAAACAAAUUUACAUUAAUUCCUAUGGGAAAUGUUUAUUUUAUUCUAGAACAAAUCGGAACUCUAACAGCCUUCUGGAACAGAUUAAGUUCGAGUUCAGAGGUUCCACUGUGUAUGGUUAGUGCACUGAAUUAUGGCUGAACAAAACGAAUAGCUAAAAUUUAAGUUUUUGUUCGGUUUUAGAAGUUGGAUAACUUUAUCUAUAACCCUUUUAAGGACCCACAUGAUUGUUAUGCCAGGGAAAGGCAACCUUCAGCACUCCAGAUGUUUUGAACUACAUGUACCAAGGUGCUUUGCCAAUAUUUGGGCUGUCGGCGCAUUAUCAGAUGUAAUCCAAAAAUCUGGAGUGCUGAAUGCUGCCUUAUCCUGGCAUAGACUGUAAAAAAUAAAGGUUGUAGUGACUUCUAAUUUAAGUAAAAUGUUUAUAUUUUGUAGAUACCAAAAACGUAACUGUCAAAAUCCUUCCAGAUCACUGCUGGCAAAGUGGCUUAUUCUCAUAAGAAUACGCAUAUAGGACUUUGGUGUUUUUGUAGGCUUCAUGCACUGUAAUUUUUUAAAAAAUAUUUUACGUCAGGCCUGCUUUGCAAACUUUAAAGUUUUAGUGAGUGCACUGGUUUGUGUAUAUGGAUCUGGUAAUAAAUGUGCAUAUAUGAGGACUGGCUGAUACAUUUUGCCUCUGCUGUAAUAUUUUUAGUUACAUUUAACAUAACUGGAGGAAACGCCUUCUGUGGAGUCACAUUGUAUCUCCCCUCCAUCAUUCUUGACAUUGCACACAGAUGCUUAUACUUCCCACCCAGCAGUUCAUUGAAUACUGCCAUAAGGGAUCACCCCCAGGCCUCAGCUGGGAAGGUCAUGUUUUAUGUUAAGGAUUUUUUUGUUGGAAUUCUGAACAUGUUCUUGAAAAAAGAACAAACUGAUUAUUUUUAAUACGGUAAGAGUUUCAAUGUAACGUACACAGAUUGAAAUAAGGAACUAAAUCCCUUCAAAGCAACGCCAACGCCAGGCAACGCCAACGCCAGUGCAGCAAAAAGAUGUGAUUCAACACCUGGACUGUUCAGUACUGCUGCAUCCACUGUACAGCCCAGACCUGUCUUCAAAACUAGUGCAGCUUGGCUGACGUUUUGGUGGUUUUUUUUUUGUAGGGAACAUAAUUGUGUAGCUUUGUAAAUGUAGGUAUAUUUCUUUUAUUUCAUUAAAAUAUCCUUUACUGUUAACUUUCUACUUACGUGGGGGGGGAGGUGUGCAAAUAAAAUGUAUAUUUGAAGAGUGAGAAGACUGUUGCUAAGGGGAGAGGUCUGAUAAUGGCUGUUUACAUUAAGGUAGCAAUAAGUAUUGCAUUUUUGCUUCUCUAUCAGCAUUGUUUAAUAGCUGUAGCAAAUGGCUUUGACAUGUGAACAGAUUGUGACUUAUACUGCAGUGAUGUCAUGUAAUGCAUUUUCUUUACCCCUCCCCUCCACCGCCACCGCCAGGUGUUUCUAUAUAUGCAUAUAGAUGAAAAUUGGUGAUUUUUGGAUCUUAUGUACUGAACCUUUGUCUCCAAGGAAACUGAGAUCUGAACAAGAUGCUCUUUAAUAGUGAACACCUGGCUGUCAGCUCUGUUUUGUAUCAGACUCUUAAGUCCUUGACAUUUUAUUCUUUACUGACCACGUCUCGCUUUUCUUCUAUUUUUAGUCUAAAAUAGAUGCAUUUUUAAAAAGUUUAAUUCAAAGAAAAUUGAGAAUUUUAAAUCUAGUUUAUCACUGUUCCUUUUUUAAUGUUCUGCAUGGGUGCAGAAAAAUCUCUAAAUGCUGGCCUGCUUGAAUACAAUGUUUUGCAUGGUCUAAAACACAUUUAUGCACUAAAACCACUCGAGGAAAUAUUUUCAGGGGCAGAGCUUAACCUUAAAAAAGAGCACUCUCAUUUCACAUUGAUCCUCUAGCAAAACUUUUUUUGGGGGGGGGGGAGGGGGGUAGGGUGGGGGUACACCAGGACUUGCCUUCAAGAUCCAUACUUAUAGAUUCCCUUCACCGGCAGCCACUGCCUAAAAUGGUAGCAGCAGGGAGCCACAAGGUAGAUGUACCGCCUGAUCCCACGCUAGCUUAAUCAUCCCCAUGGCAUGAACCAUUGGUGCAAAUGCAUGCCAUACUGGACACCCAAGAUGGGUUGGUUCCUGAUGCUAAGCAAGACUUUCACAAUUUGGUUGUGAAAAAAUAAAAUCUACUGGCAGCUGAUGGGGCAAUCAUUAAGCACACAUCCAAGUGGUUAGACAUCAAAAUUGUGUUAAGGCCUCGGAGGAAGACUUUAUGACCUUAAGCAGGGCUUUCUUUUCUAAAGGACUCUGUACUAACCUUGCAAGCUAAUCAACAUGCUCUCGCACUUCAUUACACUGCUCUUGAUGACUGAUCUCACCGCAAUCACCUGCAGAUCAGAUGUACCCAAUACAAUCACACCAGAAGAGCUUCUCCACUACAUAAGAUGCCUUGUGUCAGUAUUACAAAGUCAGGCCAAGAAGUUUUUGCUUAGAUGGGAUCUACCAUCUCGCAAAGUCCACGAUGCGUGAUGUUAUCGUUCACCGGAUAAAAAGGUCCAGCACUCCAGGGCAGGACACCAUUUAACUUUUUUGAAGGCUCUAACCUCACUUUUACCAGGAACUCGCCUGGUUUAUUUUAGUGGCGAAGGUCUCUAAAUCUUGUUACCAGUCAACUGAGAGCAGCUGGAGUAUCACUGGGUGUCACCCUGGCUCCUAGUGGUCACACACAAUGGGACUGUGCACAAGAUAUCCACUCCUAUAGAAUACCCUGCUCUCCUAAGAACUUUGGGUUUACCUCUCCCACAGAGUAAUCCUGAUGGGCAGCCAAGCAUGCAUGUCUGGGACCCCAAAUGGGUCAUUUGGCCCCGUAAACAGGAACGCUAUUGGUCACGGUGUAUGCAGUUUGAAUUCUUGUUUUGUUAUGCUAACGUUCUUAUUCUAAUUGUAAUCAUCUUGGUGGUGUCCUUCUUCGAAUUGUAAGGACGGAGGCAAUUGUCAAAGUUCUGACCAAAACGAAACUUCGAAUUUUAGCUGUCAUAUUAACAGGACACUCCAGACACCAAAUCCACUAAGGACUCCGGAUGCACGCUUACCUCAAGGGAUUAAACUUCAGGAAUUGUUUAACCCCUAGUUAUCUCCAGCGAAGAUCUGCUAUCCCCCCUUCCCCAGCGUGGCAUCUGGCUUCUGAAAUUUCACUUUUCAUUAAGCAUGGGCACCACUGCGUAUAGCCGACAAUGUCCUAAAACUGCAUUCUGCUGUUGUCAUGGUGUGUGUGUGAGACUUGGCACAUGAAACUUGAAAAUAAAAUUUUUAGAGGAAGCAACACUAGUGACUGUCCCUGCAUGUUAAGAUGUAAUGGUUUUGCUGCUUACUUCUUCAUAGACACACGUUCAUCAUAAACUCUUGGAGUCCCUUUACACAAAGGGCUGGACUCAAGGGGUCCGCCUUAUUACACCACAACUUUGCAGGCACUUUAAGCUGCAUUCUUUGCCAUCCCUGUCCUGCCUGCCAGGAUGUAUUUAUUGUAAAUAUAGAGGAUAUUGUGAAUGUAUAGGGGCUAUAGUGUAAAUGUAUAUUAAAGGAAGUGUAAUAUGUUAUGAAACUAGUACUCCAAAUAUACUUGUAUGUAACAAUACAAUACUUAUUUUAAUAUGCAUAAUGCUCUCAGCCUUCCCGGCCUAGCACUGGGUCUGCACCCUUUCCAUCACUUGAUUCCUUGUUCCCAUAUCUGUACUUCAUACACUAGUGUUUGCCACUGAGCAAUGACUUGAUCUAUCCUGUGAUACAACUAUAUACUGUACAAUAUUGAGUUUAAUUUCUAAGGAACUGGUGUUAAUACACUCUGCACAUUCCUUGUAGGUUUAUUUAUAUAAAGCUUUGUUGCAGACUCAUAAACCACUUAUUUUAGGUACCCUAACAAUUUCACUUCUCUGCCUGUCAAGCUCAUCUCUCCCCUCAAAUAUCUCAUAAUUCUAAAUGAAUAUGCUGGCAGAAUUUUCUAAUCCAUAAACAAUUGUGGAACAGGGGAUGUUGAACAAAAUUGACACGAGGUGAAGACUGCUCAAACAAACUUACAAAUGUUUUUUUUUUUUCCUGUUAACACCCAGUGGAAGUUCAUGCUUUAGCGGCUGACGUGUGAAAUGUUACCCAACUUUUUGUACGUCAGUCUCUAAGAAUCCCAAGUACUAAAGAUAAAUUCUUACAGGCAUUAACCAAAUGGCAAUGUAAAAGGCCCUUUUAUAUAUUGGCAGAAGGGUUAUUUUUUUCCUCUGCCUUUAAAAGGCCGUGAGUACCAAAACAACCUUAACUUAAUUUGUGUGUACAAAUCAUGCCCCUGUAGCAUCACUUUAAUUCCGUCAUUUAGGAGUUGAAUCGGUUUGGUUUUAUAGGGGUGAAACUUAAUUCCCCAUGCAAUCUAGAUAAAUGUAGAAAUACAAUCCUCCAUUUUGUCAACUUUUUUUUUAAUCUUACAAAAGUCCUGCGCUCAAUCUCCCACUACCCUUGGGCAGCAGCAACGGCCAUCGUGCACAUCAGCCCCAAUACUUUUUUUUUUUUCAUCUUGUCUAAUGGUUAUGUAAAAUCCACCGUGAUGCUUCCCCCUCAAUAUUGGUUUUAUGUUGCUGCUGCAGUGUUUGAUUGUAUGCCUUCUGUACUCUUUCUCGCUCUCAGAGCUCCUGAAAUAAUCCUUGGGUUGCCUUUCUGUGAAGCAAUUGAUAUGUGGUCACUGGGCUGUGUCAUAGCAGAGCUGUUCCUUGGGUGGCCACUCUAUCCUGGUGCAUCAGAAUAUGAUCAGGUAAGACCUAACGUAAUUUUACAGAAACAUGUGUUGUAAAUUGGAAAGUACUUAUUAAAGCACCACUAUAGUUGCCCAGGCCAUGAAAUGGUCUCAGUGCAGUGGUUGUGUAUGCUUGAAAGUUUUAAGAUGUCAUACUUACAGCCGCUGGAGGCACGUCUGCUGCACUGACAGAGUGACUCUGCAGCUCAUAGGAACACAUUCUGUAAUUUCCUGUGAGUAGAAUUGGAUGUGUGCACAACAUGCAUGACUUGUACAGGUCACAGCAUUCAAAUUUUGGCAAGUCUUUUAGAUCUGCUAUUUAUUGGGUUUGAGGUUAAUGACUAUCAAAUUGGCUACACAAUCUAUGUAUAUCCUCCCCUUCUAAUGUAUCGGAUGCUACACCUGAGCCUUUGAAGUCCUGUGUCUUGCAUCCCAAGUCCUGUCUUGCAGUAGAAAAUUGAUAAAUUGGUGAGGAAGCAUUAGUCCUUUAGCUACCUAUGCAGCUUUUUUGUUUUUGAAGCACUCCAUAUUUGAUAAAAUGUAUAAAGAAAAGGAGAGGUGGGGUGGGAGAAGAGUAUAAAACAUUUAAGAUACAGGGUUAUAAUGAAAACUGGAAGUCUAUACUUGACAGUGCUGUGUGAACUAAAUUUAAAGGAUCACUAUAGUGUCAGGGAAACACUAAUUUUCCUGAUGCUAUAUCAUCCUUGGGUCCCCCUCCCUUCGUGCUGUAGGGGUUAAAACCCCUUCAGCUACUCACUUUAAUCCAGCGCCGGGCUCCCUCAGUGCUGGUGAUUUUUACUGCCCCGAUGACGUCAGCUACAGAGCAGAAUGCGCAUGCAUGGCAAGAGCCGCGCGCCUUGUCCAUAGGAAAGAAUUUCUCAAUGCGUUCACUGAGCUGAAUUGGUCUGGAUGACUAGUGUCCUUUUAAGCCAUGUUAUAAACAUAAAGCAAUCCUUAUAGUGUUAAAUGUCUGCUUUAAAUGACCACUUAGUCUUAAUGAAGUGAUAUGGUUGUAAUGGUACUGUUUUUAACCCUGCAAUGCUAAACAUGUUAAAGCCUCGCCUCUUUGAUGUCUUGGCGCUUGAAAAAGUGUAAAUUUUCUUUUUUCCCAGGUUUUUACAACAAACUGAAAGGACUGGGCUCUAAAGUGUUAGGAAUACAAGCUUGUAUUCCUAACAUUAGUGUUCCUUUAAAGGUACACUAUGGGCAUCAUAACCACUUCAUCUCUUUGAACUGGAUAUGACUACAGUACCCUGUCGCCAUUCCUCUGUUCCCUGGUAAAUGGUUUAAUUUUUAAUGGUGCAUUAGUCACUGGUCACCUUGACAUCUCCCUGCUGCUCCUGCUUUGGCCAACACUUCCUUGUUAACACUAGUGAUAGAAGGUUGCAACUGUCACUUGACUGCUAUCGGUCUGCGCUCAACACCCAUUGUUUCUAUGGCCAUAACAAUCCCUAUAAGCAAUGGACGGCAGUGAUGGGAAUGUUUUCUCUGCUAGAAAAUGAGCAGAACAAGCAUGAAUGUAAAGAUGGUUUGUGAAAUGGUGAAACUUUUCUGCAAAAAAUGUUAAGUGUUAUUUCAAGCCUUUUAAUACUCUAUUUGUUUUGUUCAAUUAUUAUUCAGAUUGUCCUUCUCUAAUAACUGAAAUAGUUAAAGGUAUUACUUAAAACUUGGCACCAGAGGAAGCCCCUGGCAAUGCUCUCUACCUCUCUGCAGCCGCAUGAGGUACAGUCAAAAGCUUCUCAUAAAGAAGCCUCUGAUUGGACCUGUUAACGGACUCCGAUCAUGCACAUGCUUUGAGCCAGAAAGGGACGCAGAGGUUCCUACCACCACAACCUCUUCCUACUUCUAAAAUCAGAUGGGCUCUUGAUGGUUGGAAUAUGCCUUUAAAUAUUUGACCUGUUGUCAACAAAGCGACCAAUGUCAUGCCAAAGGAGGAUAUAUUUUGUUUUAACACGUCAGUACCUUGCUGUGAGUAAUGUGAAUCAAGGGUAGUUAAUUGCAUGUGUGAAACUGUUCAUUUUUCAGAUCCGAUACAUAUCCCAGACUCAAGGUCUUCCUGCAGAGUAUCUUCUCAGUGCUGGAACAAAAACUUCAAGGUUUUUCAACAGAGAUCCUGACUUGGGCUAUCCCUUAUGGCGGCUGAAGGUUCGUUCUUUGAGGGGGGAAAAAAAUGUUAGCUUCCUAUUAUGCACUAAACAAUUAUGUAUCUAAUGUUUUUACGAGCUAAUAAGCCAGAAGAGGGUACAAUUUACACAGCUUGAGUGGGAGCUGACUGAGCAAUCGAAUUUGCCUUUUUACUCACUCAUUAAUGCAGUUGUUUUGGGCAGGCACCAUAAUCGUUGAGCUAUUGUGCUGUUUGGUCAAUCAGUCAGCUGUCAUGCCCAUAGCCUUCCAGUGGUUUUCAAAUAUGAACGGAACUGAUAUUGCUUAUGCUGCUGAGAAUCACCCAGCUUUCCCAAUUCUGGCAUUGUGGAUCUGGGCAAGCAGUGCUUUGAAGAUCCCUAUUUUGGUGCAAAUUGGCAACCACUCCCAAGGGCUAAUGGAACCUAACUCAUCAUAUAGUGUUUAUGGUGCCUAGACUGCUCGUUUGUGUUCUAUAAAUUUAAAUGGCCAAAAUUUGUGCAGUUCGUUACAUUGAGAUUUAAAUUUUUUUGUUUUCUUCCUUAAGUCAGGCGAGGACUAGACCUAGUUAUUCAUAAGUGUACAAAUGAAAAACCUUACUAGUUAUUCUAUUAAAGGUAAUGCAUCCUGCCUGAUCCUUGCCAUGAAAUUACUACAGUAAAGGAUGGGAAAGAAUGUUUUCACAUGCGGGAUGUUCUCAAUCUUCCUUGUGCAUUUGGUUGGAAAUGCCUAUAUUGUGGUGGCCUUUCUUACCAUUCUGUGAUUUUGUAUACCAUUUGCAACAGACCCUUGUACUUUCUGAUGUGUUUUUUUUUUUUUAACAAACUUGCCUUACCAAUGGCAUACCAAUUUUGUGGCGGUUCAAACUGAAAUGGAGAAAAUAGUUCUAUUAAUGGCAGGUGGCAAAUGUCAACGCUGAUGUAGCUUUUGAGAAAGCUUUAUCUAUUGCCACAUGAAUAUGUGCUGACUGUUUUUGCAGAGUGCAUUAAAGGACAACUAUAGUGCCAGGAAAACACUUGUUUUCCUGGCACUAUAGUGCCCUGAGGGUGCCCCCACCCUCAGGGACCCCCUCCCGCCCGGCUCUGGAAAAGGGGUAAAACGUACCUUUUUCCAGCGCUGGGCGGGGAGCUCUCCUCCUCCGUUCCUCCCCGUCGGCUGAAUGCGCACGCGCGGCAAGAGCUGCGCGCGCAUUCAGUCGGUCGCAUAGGAAAGCAUUAUCAAUGCUUUCCUAUGGACGCUUGCGUGCUCACUGUGAAAAUCACAGAAGCACGCAAGCGCCUCUAGCGGCUGUCAAUGAGACAGCCGCUAGAGGCUUUGGGGGAAGGCUUAACCCAUUCAUAAACAUAGCAGUUUCUCUGAAACUGUUUAUAAAAGAAUGGGUUAACCCUAGCUGGACCUGACACCCAGACCACUUCAUUAAGCUGAAGUGGUCUGGGUGCCUAGAGUGGUCCUUUAAGCAAACUUUGUCCCAAUUAUAUACAUUUUUUCUAAGGCUGUGUUGGAAAGUUAUGUUCUAUGCAGCCAUGGUAAAGCAAUGUCUUUUUGAGCUUUUUUCCGGUUUACCUCUUCAAAACAUGCUUUAUUUGUAAAUGUACAAAAGAUUAUGGUAAGAGUACCUAAAAGGAAACUUGGGUUUUCAAAAUUUGAUGUCACUGCUAUCCAGCAUAAGUAAAACUGAAUUCUAAAAACAGAUCUGUAUUAUAAAUGGUGCAAUAUUGCAAAUCAUGUACAUUGUUUUGGUUUUAGACCCCUGAGGAGCAUGAAAUGGAGACUGCAAUAAAGUCAAAAGAAGCAAGAAAAUACAUCUUUAAUUGUUUGGAUGACAUGGCUCAGGUAUACUUGUAUGUUUUGUACGGCUUAAUGUUGGUGGUGGCUAAAGCCCGUCGUGUAGGGAUGAUUGCCUACCUGCCAUUAUUUCAUGUCCAAACUUAAAGAAACCAUAAAAAUUACUAAAGUGCCAUACACUCAGUGUUGGUGCCACACACACUUAUAUGUAUGUUACUACAAACAUUAUAAAACAAUUUGUCUUGCAUGCCACUUUUGAUUUCUUAAGAAAAAGUGACGUGGACAGUUCAAAAUAACUAUUGUCCUUUAAGAAAAAUAAAAGGAGGGAAAACUAUUCAAAGGGAAUUUCUGGCGCCAUCCUAGUAAGUUAAAGGUCCAAUAACCAAAAUCUUUGUAUCAAUACAAAUUACCUGGUUUACAAAGGUGUUUUUAAAACUUUCAUUACAUUGCAGUGUUUUGUAUGUGUGCCCUUUAUUUUAGCAUUAAAUGUGCUGUUGCACUGCCUUAUCUUCAUGUAUGUUCAGUGCCACGUUAAUAAUUGAAUUUUUCUGGUUUCCUGUCUUUUAUUUUUUAAAUGUCAACUUUGUUUCCCUCCUUAUGUUUACCAAUAGGUAAAUAUAUCUACAGACCUAGAGGGCACUGACAUGUUGACAGAGAAGGCAGAUCGAAGAGAAUAUAUAGACUUGCUGAAGAAAAUGUUGACCAUUGAUGCGGAUAAAAGGAUAACCCCUUUGAAAACCCUAAACCAUACCUUUACCACAAUGACCCACCUGCUUGACUUCCCGCACAGCAACCAGUGAGUAACCUCUUUUAAAGUACAUGCAUAGUUGUGGUUUGCUUUAUGUAAGCUUUUGAAUUGUACUGUUGACUAGACAGGUCAGUUUGGUCAAGUGCUUUUCCUUUUUAAGUACACUAGUAAAAUGUAACCAGUUUUAACAGGUCCUUUAAUAUUGAGUCAUGUGACCCAAAAUAAUACCAAAAAGUGCUGAAACAACUUAUUUUCAUCACACGGGAAGGGCAUAAGUCUUGGCCAACAGUGCACAUUGGAUCUGACCUAUAAAUGCCUUACAUUUUGCAUAUGUAUUCCUUAAAUGAAAACUCUUUGACUGGAAUGUGUUUUGAAUGGUCUUGCUACUGAUGACCAUAACCCAAUAGUCUAACAUAUUGGUGCUCUACCAAGCCCAUGCACACCACCUUGUUCUGUCGACAUGAGGUUCAUUUUCUUAGUCCUGUUUUUUUGAGAGGACCAGUUCUCCGGGAGUAAUAAUGGUAUAAUCCAAUAGCCGCCACAAAUCUGUCUUUAACUUAUUUAACAGAUUUAUACUAAUUCAAUUUGUUCCCUCUUCAAAGAGAUGGUCAUGUGUCUUGGUUAGUUAUUUACUUUAUAACUCUAUAGGAUGCAUGUUUUUUUGCUAAGGGCCAGCAAGGUAACUAUGUAUUUUUAUUUUUUCAAUCGGGUUGGCAUUUUAAACUUUAAAUUUUUUUUUGUCCCAUAUCCCUCCAAAGUAGUUUGCAAAACUCCAAAGUUUAUUCACUAAACAUUUCAUACUUAAGUGAAUAAACCUGUAAAAGUAGUUCUGAUCCAAAGAGUGGCAAAGAAUGAGGAAAGGUAAAUCUGAGCAAACAUUUCAGAAUGGGUUUCUAAGGAGCUUUCUUUAUUUACUAGAUUGUAAUCAAACCAAACUUACCCUAUGGUAGGCGUGUAUUUCAGGAGAAAAAAUGGAAAGUUGGAUGGUGGGUGUGGGGAGACUGUCGGUAACACUUUAAUGCUGACUUGUUCUCCAUUCCAUGCAGUGUAAAGUCCUGUUUUCAGAAUAUGGAGAUAUGUAAGAGGAGAAGUAAUAUGUAUGAUACAGUGAAUCAGAUCAAGAGUCCCUUCACAACCCAUGUUGCUCCAAAUACAAGCACAAACCUGACCAUGAGCUUCAACAAUCAGCUGAACACUGUGCACAAUCAGGUAAGCAAUGCACCAUAGACCAGAUUGGUAAUCCACGGGUAGAACAUCAGUGGUGCAGCUUUACAUUUUUAAUUCAAAAUUGAAUUCUGCUUUACUGUAUACAGUGCAGAGUCCAGGUCAAGCUGCUGGAAAUUCAGCAUAAAAGAUUAGCAAUGUCCAUGCCAGGAAUAACACUUUAACUUUUUUUUUUUUUUUUUUUCAUAUAACACAAUUUCCAAUUACUUCCCUCUGGUGCUUAAACUCCCACAUCAAUACAGAUAUUGUAGUAGAGCUAGGUAAAACACAUUUACUUGCCUACCUUCUGCAUGUGGCUGUUAUUUAAAUGGGUUAAGUUAUUAAAAGUUAAAUGUGGAACACUUGCAUUGGGGAAAAUUAUUUUCCAGCUUUACUGACUCACUGAAGCAAAUUAAAGUGUUCUGUGGGAGAUUGCUCUUCCUACGUAACAUAACCAAUUAUCCAGCAUUCCUGCACGUUUCUUUCAUGGAUCCCAUGACACUAGAAAGUGAUCAUGUGUUCUUUUAAUAAAAGGGCACUAGAUUAAUAUAAUUUUACUGGUCUGUGAAAUGGCUUACACAUCACUGCAGACUAACUAUAUCACACAAACUAGUUACCACAUGGCUUGCUUAAAAUGGUGUACUGUAAUCGUGGAACGGUCAGCUGUGAGGUUUUUAGGUGACAAAUGAUUCUGUUUAAAAAAAACCUGACAAAGUAUUCCAGAUGCCACAUACAACAUAAACUGGCUCUUGUAAUUGGCAAAUAUUGUGCGAUAUAGCAGAAAUCAAAUGGACAUCUAAGAAUAUUAAUGCCAGUCAGUUGAAUGCUGGGAAAUUGGACUUGCAUUGCAUGUCUACUGGAAACAAUUUUUUUUUAUAUAUGUUGGGGUUUUGCACUACAGCUAAAUUUCUUCUAAAACUUAUACAUGUUUUAUCUCUAGGCUAGUGUGCUGGCUUCCAGUUCAUCUGCCGCUACUCUUUCAUUGGCCAAUUCGGAUGUCUCUUUGCUUAACUAUCAGUCGGCUCUCUACCCACCAUCUGCUGCUCCAGUUACUGGUGUGGCACAGCAAAGUGUGUCAUUGCAACCUGGAACAACACAGCUCUGCACCCAAACAGAUCCAUUCCAGCAGACCUUUAUAGUCUGUCCUCCAGCAUUUCAAGGUAAGCAAUCUCCGUUUGAAAUAUGUCAACUCGUGGAAGCACUUUUAUUCUAUGGUUUUGCUCAGAUCAGCCACAAAUGCCCAAAAAGUAGACUGCCUAGCACAAAGUUCGAAAUAAUGGGUUAAUUUUCCAGUAAAACAUUUCACUUUUUCACACUGCUCUGGCUCUUGAGAUGAUAGCCAAUCUAAGAGGAGCAUUAGGAACUGAUAGAAAACAUUGAAUUCAAUGUUUUCUUAAGAGAAGCAUUUGGAUGCUAUGAGCUGCAGCCCCAUGUGGAACUCCAUCCUUUAGCCCACAACUCUAGAAUUUUCUGUGGCAUGUAUCCUAGGUCUCUUCUACUAUAAAAGCUCAAUUUUAGUUGGAAUUUCAAAUAGGGAAUAUUCUAGGUCAGCGGAGUAGAGUUAAGAGUCAUGUGAGGUUAAAGCGGCACUGUCAUGCUGAACUUACCUUUCCUCGAUCUCUUCCUCUUCUCCCUCUCUCUCAGGAUCUGUUCUUCUUUUCUUCCUGUCUUCUUUAGUUUUCUUUAAAAUCAUAAGACAAAGUAGGGACUCUUUGCCUUAUGGAGGAUUCCUCUGCUUGACCAGCUCUGACCAGCGGAGGAGCAAAGUGUGCUUCAUUUCCGCUGGUCGGAGCAAUUUUCCCAUGAUCCUUACUUUUCCUCUGUUCCCACGAUGCUUCCUGUCAUUUUACACAACUGCCGAAUUGCAUUCUAACUGAAUGACAACAGUAUGUUCGUUUCUUUUAGAACGCAAUUCGGCACUUUAUUCGGAUCAGAAUUUCAUUCAAAUGAAUGAAACUCCGAUCCUAUUCUUGCUGUGGCUGCAUCUUGCAGCCACUUAGUAGAUAGCUGCCUAUGCGGUGGGUGGGGGUCAUAAUGAUAAUGGGGGGACCUAAUGCCCCACCCCUGGGCAGCGGGUGGGGGCCAUAAAGACAAUGGGGGGCCUACUGUCCUCCCCCCUCACCUUCACUCGUGGGUGGGGGUCAUAAUGAUGGGGGGGGACACCUACUGCCCACCCCUGGGCGGUGGGUGGGGGCCAUAAUGAUAAUGAGGGGGGGACCUACUGUCCACCCCCCCUCCAGCCCCCACCCCUGGGCGGCGGGUGGGGGCCAUAAAGAUAAUGGGGGAGGGGGGUGGCCCUGGGCAGCGGGUGGGGGCCCUUAAGUCAAUUUUUUAUUUGGGUGGGGUGACUAGGGCUUGGGGACCCCUAGUCACCGAGGGGCAGUAGGUCCCCCCCCUCAUUAUCAAUAUGGCCCCCACCUGCUGCGCAGGGGGGGGAGGGAGACAAUAGGUCUCCCCCUUAUUUUACUUUAGGGCCCCCACCCAUUGUUUAGGGGUGGCGGCCAAUAGUUUAUUUUUUAUUUUUUAAGUGAGCAGCCACAGGCUGCUCACUACUUAGUGGACAUGCCCCUACUCACGGUAUAGCGAGUAGGGGCAUUGGGGAGAUUUUAAUCUCCCUUAUGCUAUUAUGGGGGUCAUAUUGACCCCCAUAGAGUGAGGGGGGACCUGGGGGGGGCUUAUGAAGUGGUGGGGAGCACUGCUCCCUGCCGCUUCUAUCUUUACAUAUUACAAGGAGGGAGCUGCGUGCCAGUAGCUCCCUCCUUGUAAUACACUGAACAAACAAACGAACACUGAUACUCAGAUACACAUAUGCACUGAUACUGUUUGUUCGGCUGAUAUUUCUAUUCACUCAUUCGUCUGUCUGAAUAGAUGAAAUUCCCAUUCGCAUGUCCAGGUGUUUCACUGGGCAUGUGCGGAAAUCUCACAGCGCCAUCUAGUGUGGGCUGAUGACGUGUCCCACAGGAACUUCAUCUACCCACACAAAGAUGGCUGCGCCCUGAAUAAAGAUCGGGCAGAAAAUAAGGAAUAAAAAAUAGGUAAUGUGGGGGGCUUAGGGGCAUUUGGGGGUGACUAGGGUGUUGGUUAGAUGUAGUGGAGACGGGAGGGGGUUAAAAAAAACAGGGUUCGGCAUGACAGUGCCGCUUUAAGGCCUAUAGAAAACGACUUCCAUAUUCUGAAUACCUAUUGCCUUAGCAGUUGGUCACAUUCAUCAUACAUAUUACCUUGAUGAGUUUACAGAAUUUAACGCACUGGUAUUUGUGGUGGCUGCAUGUCUCAGGCUUUAAGUCCUUUUACAUAGGGUUUUUUUUUUUUACAAUGUAAAUGCUUUGGAAGAGUUUACAUGUUAACCUUAAGCCUGUAAGUGGCACAUGCUGGAUACAUUUCUCCAUAUGACUGUUUACAACCUAUAUGUACCAUGUUUUUUUUUUGUUUUGUUUUUUUUUUUUUUACUAGCUGCUGGACUUCAAGCAACUACUAAGCAUUCCGGCUUCCCUGUUCGCAUGGACAAUAGUGUUCCUAUUGUACCACAAGCUCCAGCUGCACAGCCCCUUCAGAUCCAGUCAGGCGUUCUUACACAGGUAAUGUAUUUGGUAGCUUAAGGCAUCUUUUUAAUGCACUUAAAAUAAAAUAAAAAAAUUAUUCAAUAGAUUUCAAGACAUUGACGAGAUCCACAGGAUAUUUCAAUUCUCUUUAGUAGGACUAUUUUCAAACUACUCUGGUAAGUUUUGGUGUACAGCUUCCUGCUUUUAUGAAGGUAUCUAGUAGAGAAACUUCAGUUAAAGCUGUCAAUCACGUGUUUUUAUUUUUUUUUAUUGCAUUCCUAUUCGAUUUUUAUUUUUCGCUCUCCUCAAUUAGUUACUAUUACUCCACAAAUGUACUUUUUUUUUUUCUCUCCUCCUUAAGCCAGAGAACUCCUGGCUUAUAUAAUUUUUUUUAAAGUUAAACUCAAAUUGGCCUGUUAUCUCAAGGAAAUAUAUAUCAACCCCGUUAUAUAGUUUAGCCAUGUAUGUAGUGUAAUAUUGUUUCAUAUAGGUGCCAAUUUAAAUCUAGAUUUUUAUCUACAAUUUUUCUAUUUGUGGGGUUGACUUCCCUCCCCUCCCAUUGCUGGUAUAGACUCUCCUCAAUGCUUUAAUUGAUUUAUCUUCCCGUUUAUUGGCAUUAAGGUUUGCCUAACCAUAUUGAUUUUGUAAUGUCAUAUUUAGGUUCCUCAGUUAUGCAGGGUUUUUAUUUUUUCGGGGGGGAAGGAGGGAGGAAAAGAGGGGAGAACAUGGUGAUAAAUGUGAAGCAGAUGGUAGGUUAAGAGCAUUGGGACACUAGCUGCUAAAUUUUCUAGAUACUGAAGCUUGACAAAGUAAAAAGAUGUGUAAAUGUUGGCAUUUUCCCCUUAUAAUUUACCACACCUAGAGGCUCGAACGUCUCUGCUUAUUCAAUCUUAAUGGAAAAUUCCAGAUGCCAUUUAUUGUGUAACUUGCAUUCAAGGACAAGUGUUACAUACCAGUCUGGUUUGAAUGGAAGCAGGCUUGAUAUCAGAAUGUGGGAAAAAAAGUCCGUGUUAAGCUCUUCAUUUAGCAAUCAGUCUGCACAUUUGUUAACACACAUUUCUUUUUUUCUUCAUCCCUGGCUUUGAUCCAAAGAUGAAUUAAUUUUAAUUGUACAUAUCUGAAAAAUGCAUCCCAGCAUAUGAACACCCACUGCAGUCAGUGUCAUUUUGUCUAAAAAUAAACUUCUGUGCUUUUUAUUGGGAGAGCUCGUAAAAGUGCGUUUUAAUGGAAUUUAUAGUGGAACUUGACCUUACAAAGCUGUUGGAAAUCAGAAUUCAGUGGUAUGAGGAGCACAAGAUGCCAAUAAUGGAUAUUCAUGCAGGCCCUCGGUAAUUGUACAGGUGGAAGAUUAUUCAGUUGAUAUUGCAUUUGUUCCCCCCCCCCCCCCUUUCACUCUAGCUUUGUGACAUGUGUUUUUAACUCUUCACAGAGCAGGACAUUUACAUUUUUUCGAAUUUGCUUUUAUACCGUAAAACAAAAUGGGCACAGCCUAAAUAAAUCUAAAUUUGUACAGGACAGAUGGGCCCACAUUUUCUUUCCCUUCAGAGCCCUGUUAACAAAAUUAAUUGUAACACAACAAACUGUUACAUUGAAUAGUCUAGCAAGACCCUGUAACAAACAAAUGUUUCGGACAAUUGACCUUUGAUAACCAUGCCACCAGCAAAAAGGUCACAUUAACUAGGUUUUGCAAUCCCUGUCUUUGCCAGAUGUAAUAUGCUUAAAGUAGAAAAGUUAAACAUCCCAUAGUAACAUGAGACACUGUAGCUUUAAUUUAAAAAAAAAAAAAACAACCUUUACGGGUAUUGCGCCACCCAUCAAGAUUUUUAAACUUUGGAAAAUAUGCAUUACAAAUUAGUCCCUACUACUGACUGAUCUCAUGCUGAAAUCACACUAUGGGCAUUGUGUGACCCUUUUCUGGUAUCUCUAGCCAAACUUUGGAUUUUAUACUACCACUUCUUACCUCACAAUGUAAAAGGGAUACAUGAUAGAAGUGGGUAGUAAUGUCCAAUUCAUUUUCAAUAUGAAACAGAUUACUGGUUUAAAACUUGGCACCUAUAUGAAAACUUUAAUAUUCAUUACCAUUUUCUUUUUAAGACACUUUUGUAUCUUUCAUUUAGAUGAGCUACAAACCCAAACUUUGUAGGAUAGCUGAAAAGUGUGCCUAAUAUCAAGAUUCCAAGUACAAUUGUUGCUACUAAAUUGUGGCGUAAUACUAAAGUAUUAAAGCAAUUUAUUUUUCCCCCCAACUUUUAUUUGCACUCUUGCCUUACUGACUUAAGGGUGGUUUUUAAAACCCUGAGAGCUAGCUAACAAGUUUUUUUUGGUGUUUAUUUUUUCAGUCUACCCACAGUUUAUCGUAAUGUUGAACCCAUACAUUUAUAACCUAUAUUUUUAGAACACUGUUUCACUGACCUCCUAAUCUACGUUUCAGGGAAGCUGUACACCACUAAUGGUAGCAACUCUUCAUCCACACGUAGCCACCAUCACUCCGCAGUAUGCGGUUCCUUUUACCCUGAACUGCGCAGGCGGGAGGCCGGCGUUAGUUGAACAGACUGCUGCUGUACUGGUAAUUGUUUAACUUGAUUAUGUACACUAACAGUCUCCUUCUAUAAUUUUUUUUUUUCUUUUGGUUUUUUCUUUCUCUUUUUAUUGUAGACUUUUAUUCAGAAGAGCAUGGAAGCAUGUGCUCCAUCUUGUGGCUGUGUACUUGCAACAUCCCAAAGCAGCUAGUUAUUAAUGUCUUGUUUUUUCUUUCUUAUAUUUCUUCCUUCCAAUAUGAUUGCUGCAGUAUUGUCUGCCUCUUUCAGCCUGGCUUUCUCUAUAGCAGCAGUUUCAAUCAAGGGCAAAAUUAAGUUCUGCUUUCUAUUCUACAGCUUUCUUUCUUUUUUUUCGUAAGCAAUGAGCUAGUGUUUCUGUAAGUUUUUUAUUUUUCCAUUUCAGUGGAAAAGGGUUCAGUGUAUAAAAGUAUCCAUGCACAAAAUUCUGCUAAUAAUGGCUAGCUAUGGUGGGGUGGGGGUGGGAGAGAGAGAGAGAGAGACAGACACAGUACCUGAGAAAUACCUUUGUUUCCUUGAAUAAAGCCCAGGAGUUAUAACUUAUGAAAUUAAGACUCUCCCAACCGGUGAAGGUAGAAACAUCUGUACUGCAAUAAAUUACCACUUUCUAACUGCUCUUCUUAGAUUUAAGUCUCUCUAAGGAAGAAAGUCUAAAUCUUGCUUACAUCAGAGCUACCUUAAAUGUCAAGCCUUGGUUCUUUCUAAUGUUUCCUUUAUUUAUGAACACUGUCCAUAAGAUAGAUGGACCCAUUUCUUGCGUGACCAUAAAGGCAGAUAAGUACAUUGUUUAAUGACCUAUGCAUAAGAAAUUGGAGGAGUUCCUUGAGUACAUCUUGUUGUAUAUUGGACAUGUUCUUCCUGCCAGGAGGCUGAAGAUCCACUCUGACACCUUUUGAGUUUGUCAUCUUACUGAAACUGGCAAACUUGUUUCCUGUUCUACUCCUCGAACAAAGCGGUUAAUAAAGGAUGCUGACUUGGCGUUAAGGUGGACAUUGUCCCCCCUGGGGAUCGGUUUUUGCUGUCUUGCCCUGUCUAUCAUCAUGGUUCAGGUCUGAACUGUGACUUGCUUGGAAAGUAAUUUCCCCAGUUCCUAAAGAGGUUUUGGAGUUCUUCUCAAAAUGAAUCCUGGAGAAGAUGUUACAUCCUUAAACUAUUUUCCUUCUGCAUGUUUGGAUGAAAAAGCUUAAUUUGUCACUCUCUGCUUCAAGAACGAUCUAUGCCUUCAGACUGCAUUCGGGUUCUGAACCUCAUGACGGACUUGGAUGUGGUUCCUCUUGUGCUGCUGUCAGGGGUCUCUUCUCCAGUGGGAUGUUAAGCUAAAUGUUCGAACAGUAGCUGCAAGAGAUUUUAGAAUUAAUAUUCCAUCAGAUGGUAAUUUCCCAUUUGUCUUUCAGGAAACCCAUGAGGUUGGCUGAUGGAGGAAAUCAGCUCAACUGGUUGGGGCAGAUUGUCUCGAAGGAGAAAGUGGACUUGGUUGUCUUAGUAGGGGAGUUUUCCAUUUAAUGCUCUCGGCUUGAGUUUACCUUGGGCUCCUUCCUUGGCCAGAACUAGCUUAGACACCUUAUCUUUACUUUAAGUUGGGCAAAAUCAGUUGCCUAUUUCGUCUUAAGACUGCUACUUCCGUGAGGGAGGUCAAGAAGUUCCUCAGGUGGUCUUCCAAAUGUCUACAAAAGGAAUGUGAGUCUGUAUCCUCCUCUCCUCCUUCCUUAAACAAAUCAGACUGUGUUUUCUGAACGUCUGUUUCCACCUCUUGCAAGCACCCUCUUUUGGCUUUUCAUAAGGAUCACAGUCCUGAACUGGCAGUCUUCCAAACAGCUGGUAGCUAUUUUAGGUGCUUUAAAGUGUGUGAGGAAAAGCCUUCUAAGGCUUCUCAUAGAUAAGCAUUGGUUUUAUGAGAACCAUUGUAAGUGGGUUUCAGAGAUUGAUGUGUAGAUGUUCUGCACCCCCAGUGAUCUCCAUGGAGAGCUGUGGGGGCAGUUGACCUGUGGUGAGAGCGUCUUGCUGAUGGAUUAGGUUACAGGUUUAUUUUCUGAACUCUGUUGGAUUCAGAAGGCUUUAAACCCUCAUUCUUCCCAAUUGUCCCAAAUCGACAAUCCAGAAAGCCCUAGGCUCAGUUGGUGGCCUCUGGCCAUUUGUCUUUUACUGGCAAAAUCCGCAAAGCAGACACUUGGUCAUCUAUGUAUAUUUUUCAAAUUUUUCUUAUGUCCCUAGUGUUAAGAACAUCAGUGGUUAUGGUACUGAGUUCUUCUAUUACUUCCCAAUAACUGAGCAUAAGUGAUUAUAGUUGCAGUUAGGGUAUAGAGAAAUAGUGUAGAUGAAUGCAGCUUCUAAGACUAAUCUCCCCAGCAAAUAAAAGGUUACCCAAGAAUGAGCCUAGACUUCAUGAAGGGUACAACAGGAAUGUUUUAUUGAUGCCACACUGGCUUUUAUGGAAAUCCUUGUGCAAGAGGACCUCCCACAAUAAACAAAAGGAACAACCAAUCAUAACACAGAAUUACAGUAAAACCCUCCCUUCAUCUGCCUGAGAGAUUGAGAAGUUAAGAAAUAACCCAAUUAUCUCCAGGCAGAGGGCACACAAUUUCCCCAAAACCUGGAACACCCCUUUAUACACAAGGUAUUCCCACAAAUGACAUGUCCCCUGAUAGCCCCGAUCUGGGUAGACCAACAUAUUCAAACUUCACACAGAUCGGUUCAGGGGUUCUCAAAGUAUGGAAGUCUUAGUUCACCAACCGCACACGAGGCUCCUGCCCAAAACAGUUCCACGAAUUCAGGGUGUGCGGUUGGUCAAUUCAGAAAUUAGCAUAAAAACAUACAAAAGCACGAAUGGAGCCUCCUGGCUCACUGGAGCGAUUGUUCCCAGUGUUCGUAUGAAUCAAACUACUGAAUGGCUCUCUCCUAGCUGUUCGGCAACAAAAGGAAGCAGGAACAGUGUUUGGUAAGUGUCCGAUUUUAGUUCCAGACACUCAACGACAAAGUCCCUCUGCGUCCUUUCAUGCAAACAAGAUGGCCGCCAUUUUCUCUUCCACGUGGCAUUCGGCCCAGAGAUCGCUUAAUAGACUGUUUUUGAAGAUAAUGAGCAAGGAGGGUGGUCGGUGUCCUGUAGUGUAAUCUACCGAACCAAUAAAUCCCAAAGUAACGAAAUGCAUCAGAGUCACGAAUAAAGAAAAUAACGAAAAUAUUUUCUUCACACCUAGAUUGUGCUUUUGGCAGGAAAGCGCUCUAGAUGGUAAUCACAACUUCGUCCUUAUGCAUUCAAGAAAGGAAAAUUUGCCAUGCCUUACAAAGGUCUCUCCAGAUAGUGAGACACUAUUAGUUCUCAUUCUUCAUUUGAGCACCUUGGCUUGUGCUUUAACUGUCCUACUUGCUGUUUCUGACUGCUUUUCCUCCUGGAUACAUGCAAACCUGAAGAUUCCACAUGAUAAACUAGAUGACAAUACUGAAGAGUUGUGUUGUGGGCAUUUUCUAUCCUUACCAGUUGAUAACUUUAUUCCAUAUGUCCUAUGGGUUUCUCCCAUCCAGAGAAAUUUAUUUCUCAUAAGAUAAUUUAUGCAUAUCCUGGUUUACGUUCCUCUUGCUUUCUUUUGACUCUUUUGUUAGAAACUCCUCAUAUCUGACUAAAGACCAUAGAGUUCUAAUGUAAGUAUUCCAGAAUCUAGAUUUGACAUGAGUACCAGGCAUCUCAAGAGAAACUUAGCUGGUUUCAGUUGUCCCAAAGUAAGCUAUACUGUUACUCAAAGAUCACAACAAUAUUGGAAUUAUAGCAUUUUCACAUUUGGGAGACCACCAUUUGGAAUCAUUGAAUUGGUAGGCUUUACAAUGUGAAAAAGGCAUGGAACAAUAUUUUUAGAUUGGAUUGGAUCAACUUUUAAUGCAUUCAUUGGUCCCAAACUGCUGGGGUUUAAGUCCUGCAUGAACACUGAAGUGUUGUAAACUAAAUUUCAAAACAGUCAAAACAGUCAAACUGUGACUCUAGGCAAAAAGGCCUUUUGCUUUGCUGUUCACACCGGGGACUGGGCUAUUGACAUUCUCUCACUAGGUUGGUGAAAUACUGUGUACUUUGAAAAGAGCCUUAAAAUUGGUAGCUAAACUUAUCCCCUCUAAUCAUGUUUGCAUUCCCUAGUCUAAAACAUGCCCAUCUGGCUGUUGUGGGCAAAUUAUUUUGGUUUUGUAGCAUGGGCAUAUAUUGAAAUUUAUUUUAGGAUAUGUUGUAGGAUGUCUAGGUUUUUUUUUUUUUUUGUGCCACAUUCACUAUUCAACAUUCCAUGACUUUGUAUGAGAUGGAACUUGCACAAAUGUUUGGGGGUAACUUUAGAUUAGUGAUGGGUAGAAGGCUCUCACUCUGUUAAUUGAGCUUUGAGGGAAAUGUGGUUGACAAACAUCUGUACUACUUUCUUCAGGAACAAGGUUUUGCUUUAAUUUAGCCAAACUUAAUUUAUGAAAAUCUUAAAUUGGUCUAUCCGAAUUUCCAUUUAUAGAUAUUGUAAAAAAUAGUUUUUGUUUUUUUUUUGUUUUUUUUUGGGGGGGCUACAACCUAGCAACACUUUGUAAAUAGUUUUUUUUGCAUGCCGAGGUGACAUCUUAGAUGCUUGAUAUGAUUUGCAUCAACUCAUGCGUUGCCUGAAGGACUAAGUUACCAGCAUCUCAAGGCAUCCCAUCAUUGCUUUCUAAUUAGAGCUUCGAGAACUAGCUGAUAACUGAUAACUGAGCAUCAAUUAAUAAGUCGUCAGUUUAGUGUCAGAGCAUUAAAUUUGCUUUCCCACAGACUUUAAAAUGCUUCAAUAUCUGCUUUUAAAUUAAAAUUAAAGGUGAGCUCAGCUUAGGUUAUGAGAGUUUGAGGUUAAAGGUUGAUUGCUCAAAGUAGUGGUGUUUUUACAUUUUAAAUCUAAACAAAUUAUAAUUUUCACUUUAAAAUAGUUGUGAAUGCCCAAUUUGCUGAUUAAUACACCAUGCAACAUUGCAAAAGAGUGCAACCUGGACAUGUAUGAAUGAGCAAUAUGUGUAACUAAUGUUCAAAUCCUCCCCAAAUUGAGUUAUUAGAUUUAAAAAAAAAAAAAGAAGAAAAAAAGCACCUCCCAUUGGCAUAGGAUUUAACUUUUAAAUGGACAAAUUUAGGCACUCUUGUAUUUGUAAUACUGCUUUGAUGCUGACUAUUUGUCCUGCAACAGAGUUGUCACAAGUAUGGUCUCUCCCUUUUAUGAUAUCUGAACUUUGGUUUAAUGGGUAGCUUAACCCUUCUGACAGUUUUAUCGAAUAUUCAGAACGUGAUCCGAUUUGAAGUUUUCUGUCCCCUAGGGUUUCUCAGAAGAAAUGAGUCGGAAGGGAGAUGCAACUAAAGUGCUUCCUCUUGGCUUUGUCAUUGUGUAGUCAAAGACACAUUCUGUCAAGUAAUUUAACUGGCUCACCUUUAGUUUAGAAGGCUGCUCCCAGCACAUUGGAUUACAUUUUCUGCUUUGCUUAAGUUUGCAUUUGCUGAGCUUUGCAUAUUUUCUUUUUGUCCUUUUGUUAAAACAGUUCGUCGCUUGGAGCGCCAGAUCUCUGCAUUACGUUUUUGGGGUCCGUUCUUGCUUUGUAUUAAACGAUAUGCUUUGUCUUGUGCAGGUGUUGGCUUUUUUUGGAAAGGAGCAUGGUGUUUAACAUUCAACUUUAUUCUUCCCUUCCAUCACCCUCCACGGUUUGCUUUUUUUUUUUCUGCUUUAAGCUUUUUGGCAGGUCCAGUGUUCACAAGUGGUGUCUAAACAGCAGAAAUACAAUGUGGCUUAGUGUACCUAUGGGAAAAUGGAUGUGCUGUACUACAAAAUUCCUAUUUGCAAAAUGUUGAUUAACCGAUUAUUUUUAAAAAAAAUCUUAAGUAUUGUCCACAAGAUAGUUGUGCAGUAGUAGAUCUGGCUUGAUACAGGGUAUUAUUUUCCAUACUCUGGCUAAAAUACCUAUUAUGUACACCCAUACAAAUACACAAGUCUUCAAAUCCUCUCCUGCAAUCCAGUCUAACAGAGUUGGAAUGUUCAGAUUCAUACGCAAAACAAAUAACUGUUGGCUUUAUCCCAGGAAGUUGCCUAAUAAAGGAUUUGUAAAGAAACAAACUGCCUGUCCAAUCAUGUUACCACACUUUUCGAUCACUGCCAGAUCUUGCUGUUCCUUUAAAAGCAUUGUCUGUAGUGUUUUCAGUCUAAUGAAGCAAUAAUUCAAGCAUUUUCUUAAGUCUGCUCUCCACUUUCAAAAUAAGUACUGGUCUUUGACAAUCCAACUUCUCUCCCAUCUCCAUUCCUAAUGCCAAUAGUGUAACCUGUUAUGUUUUUUUACAUAACUAUUCACAUGACUGAUCUCUAGAUAAACUGCUCCUGGGCAUGUUCCAUAGUCCUAACAAAGCACGUGGGAGUUUCUAUUCUAGGUCAUGUUGCUAAGAGCUGCUGUGUAAUUAUAUUAACUUCAGUAGUGGCACUACAACGAAUGCCAUGAAAUUUAAAAUAAAGCUCUCUGUUACAGUGCUCGUUUAGUCACAAAUCAUAUCCGUGCUUGUAACUAAAAACUAAAUUAAGCAGCAGUGAUCUCAUCAUUUAAUGAGAUGAUUAGUUUGGAGAUUCUAGCUGCAGCCCUUGUUAAUAAGCUUGUAGCUAAAUAAAAUGUCACUUAAUUGUACUUAUUAAAAUCCAAGUUUUUCUGGUCUAGGGAGGUAUACCUUGAUGACCUUGGUAGCUGUGCCUACUGGCAAGCCCUUUAUAACAGACUGGAUUGCAUUUUUAACACAUCACUACUGACUAUUUCCUAUUGUGAAGACUUGACUGGAUUGCACAAUUUAGGCAAUAUUAGCCAAACUGGAAAAGUAGCAUUGUAAUAAGUGUGUGUGGGGGAUAUUUUCUUUACAGUUUGAUUUUAAACUUAUUUUUGAGAUUCUCCCAGGGCUAAUAUGUAGCCUGUGGCUCAUUACUCCUUUACCCAAGGUAUUCUGGACUAGAACAACCAACAAGCCUGUUCUGCUGUACAGCACCUCCAUGUCCUUUGAUAAAAAGAAGUCUCUUAAAUGCUGUUCUAAAUACAAUUUUUAAAUGUUUGCCAAUGUAUCUCUGCAAAUUGAUAGUUCACUGGUUGUGGGGACUUUAACAAUUAUGGCUUAACAAAGUUAAGAGGGUUGUUUUUAUCUCUCCCUCCCUUCUUUGUAUCUUCCAGCAGGCAUGGCCAGGUGGAACACAGCACGUUUUGCUACCAUCGACUUGGCAGCAGCUUCCUGGGGUUGCCCUUCACAACUCUGUUCAGUCCGCUGCUGUGAUUCCGGAGACUAUUGGAAGCAACCAGCAGCUUACGGAUUGGAGGUAAAUCCUAUUGAUUAAACACGACAAACUCUUAAUCUGUAAACUAUUACUGGGCAAAGCAUUGAGCUAUAACCCUUAAAAUCUUGAUAGAUAUCUUCCUUUUUUUUUUUUUAUUCUACAUAUGGCCGAGUUAAACUAGUUUACAUGUACUAUACAUAACAAUGUAAGGUCAAAUUCUCUGCGGGAAGUAGAAUACCUUAAUUCAGACAUUGUCACUACGUGGAAUAAUCUGGUCAUUUUUCGAUAGAAAACUGUACUCUUUUAAACAUUACACUUUUUUACUUUCCGGCAAUGUCUUGGAGGUAAUAUGGGCGGUUUGCUUCCUGUAGAAUUAUAAAAUAAAUUUCUAAAGGACUCAAAUUUCUGACAUUGUUGGUUAGAGACUACAUGAAGUGGUGUGCUCCAAGACUUGUCCAGGAAUUUAGAUCUGCUGAGUUUGUACAACUAGCACGGUUUUGCAUGGAAACGCCCAAAUUGAUUGAUACAGGUUUUCUUUCUGUUGAGGUCAUCGGUGCCAAAUGCAAUUUUCUUCAUAUUUAGAAGGCCUCUGUGUGCUUAUUAAUGCCAAUGUUUGGGAAUUAACAUACUGUUAACGUGCUUUCAUUUUCCUAAUAAUUAUGCCAUAAAAGUGUGAUUGUUUCUGAUUGUAUGCACUGAAAUUUUCUCCCACUAGAAAUCCACAUUCCCAUGGGAACCAGUAUAGCACACUGAUGCAGCAGCCAUCGUUGCUUGCAAACCACGUGACUUUAGCUGCCGCUCAGCCUCUGAGUGUGGGUGUUGCUCACGUUGUUCGACAACAGCAGAAUGUCAGCAUGUUGACAAAGAAACACAAGCUGCAAACCCAGACAAAUACCAAGUAAGGGCUGUAAUAGAAAUGCAUUUUGUUUCUAAAGAAUUUGUCAUUUGGAAAACAAGAUGGGGUCAAUCUUUCAGUUACACUAAAAACUGGCUAAAACAGCCAAUCUCCAUGCAGUUAAACCUUUCUAUAAUUCAUUAGCAUGAACAGGAAUUUUUAAUUUCAAGGGCAGCACUGCAAAACUAUAACAUUAUCUGUAGUGAAAAUGUCAUCACAAGCUGAAGCACAGGCUUUUUUAGUUUUGCUUUUGGCUUUUUUUUUUUUUUUGGUGUUUUGCAAGAAUUAAAACAUUCACAUAAAACAAAUUUCCAAUUUGUAAACAGCCUUUAUAAGACAGUUUACAUGUCUUAAUAUCCAAGGCAAAAACACCAGAACAUUCAGGAGGCUGUACAUGUGCUCAUUUUUAGUGUAGACUUACUGUGACUACACUUUUAUUAUAUAUAAUAGGAAUGUUAUUUAUGCCGUUCAUAUGGGUUUCCUUUAGAAUUUAAUGGAAAUAAUCUAAUCAGCCCUGUGGUAAUUUUUCUGUAGGACACUCUCUGCUUUGGAUGUCCUCCCUUCACAAGUAUACUCUUUGGUUGGAAGCAGCCCUCUUCAUGCCACAUCUUCAUAUAACCAGCUCCUUCAAGUGCAAGAGCAAAGGCAACCCAUUGUAAUCCCAGAUACCCCCAGCCCUCCGGUGAGCGUUAUUACAAUUCGCAGUGAUACGGAUGAGGAAGAAGACAGUAAAUAUAAACCUGCAAGGUAAGGUGGCAGUGUAACAUGCAUUUUUUAUUUAUUUUUUCUGUAAACUUUCCUCAUUAAUAAAAAUGUGUUCAGGAAGAAUGAGAGGAGGUGACUGACACAUGCUCAAAAGUUCAUGGACAUCAUAUGCAGGUUUGAGUCACAACGGCUCAAAUCUGUAGAUGAAAAAGUGAAGCUAGCUGUAGAAGGGUUACAGAUUCCUAAUGAUCCUAUGUUCCAGAAUCAGGAACAAAAACUUCAGGAGCUUUGUAUCAAGCUGGGCGGCCACUAUACAUAAUGAGUGCGUCAUUGUGGGCUGUGCUUCUAGUGCACUGAAGAUACUCCAACAGUCUAUGCCCCUGUAGGCACGGAUUGGCCGUUGUAGUCACGUGCCCGUUGUCUCUAGCCAUAUAUCAGACCACCGGGAGCGUUUUUCAUUAAUGCCCUGGUCGAAGGCGCUCUAGUAGCACCGAAACGCUAGUCGGUUUACUAUCUUUCUCACUAGCACUUUAUGGUAGCACUUAGUUCAGUUAUGGUGUUUGUUUAGCUGGUUUAGUGGGGGAAGGAGAUCGCUCUAUUACAGACUUUUAUAUCUUGGGAUGGACUGUAUAGUAGAGAGACGCUUAGUGGCAACCUUCUAUUAGAGAGCAGUUUUCAAGUGUACGUUAGGAGGCUUUAGCAUUUCGAGACGAUUCAAUUAUCAUCAAGUGACUAUUAAGUGGUUCCAGCAUAUACUUAACCCAGGUCUGACAAGUUUCUAUACUCUCCACAACAGCUUAGGAUAUUUAUAAAAAAAAUCUAUUUGAAAGGAUCACUUACAACUAUUACUACCUCCUCAAACAAGCGAUAUAUUAGAAGCUCUGUCUAAUUUAGCAUUGGUUAUAACUUUCUAUACUUGUGCAAACUUUGCAAACUCUAAUUAUAAACUAUAACUAUAGUUUUUUACUUUCUUUGCAACACUAACGGCAUAACUACAGGCUCUGCUGAAUCUAUUCAUAACAGAGGUUUGAUAGGGUUUUUCUCUAGUAUCGUUUUAGGACUAUGAAGGGAUGACUUAUUUAUUUAGGUGUCAGCUCUCCUACAACAAUCCUUUAUCGUGUACAGCAAUUAGCCUCACAUCUGUUACCCUUUGAGGCACGUGUAUAUAUACAAGGUGUUUUCAAUCCAGUAUCUCCACUGUAUAAUAGGUUAUCCCUGUGUGUAUAUAUGUAUCUGUACUCUCGUCAUUUAGCUGUAACGUUGUAGUCUUAGGUAUUUAUACCUUUCAGGACAUGAUAUCCUUUCCUACAGUGUACAUUAUCCCUGUACAACAUUCCACUGAUCUUUAUAUCUUUCUCCUUAUUGAUUUCUAUUAUAGAGCUCACACCCACUUAGAGCUCUCGUUGGUGUCUGUUGGUUCCCCCUGGUUUUUUAGAGAAUUGAACAAACUUAUUUAUUUUUUCAUUUUUAUUCUCUACUCUUUCAGAUCAUAAGGGACCUUACCUGUAUCCACGUUACCGUGGACUGGCCUAUUUUUGUCUUUGUAAUAUAUCUAAGGGUUACCCCCUAUAUAGGCUCCCUUAUACACAUCACAGUCCCUUAGUGGGACAUUAUGUCCUUUCCAAUCCAGGAAGCAGACAAGUGAUUUCUGCUUUAUUCGAAUUAGGUCCAUUUUCCUUAUACUCUUUUAUAAUGAGAAUUCGGGAUAGACAGAUUAUCAGUGCUGCUGAUUUAUUAUAGCUGAUAUUCAGUACUUUACUGAUACCUGCUCUGGAAAAAGAUCUGCAUUGGGUUUUUGUAUUGAUAACGAUUUUAUAUAAAAUGUUUUCAUGGCCUCUUCAAUUUCUUUAUAGCUCCAGUGCAAAGUUGAGAUCCAACGUAAUCAGCUAUGUGACUGUAAAUGAUUCUCCUGAUUCUGACUGCUCUGUGAGUAGUCCUUACAUGACUGACCAGCUUUCAACCCUUAAUGGAGUGUCUGGAAUAUUUGAUCUUCCCAGUAGCCGUGUAGUCCAGAGCUCCAGUUCCCGCACAAUUAUUGUGCCACCAUUAAAGACCCAGGUCAAUGAUUGUAGUGUGGACAUCCAGCUGCCAGGUAAGCUUGAAUUAUUAAAUCUAUUUUACAACUAGUGCAGCAUGGAUGUGAGUUUCUCACAGCUUUAAAUGCAUUUUGGUUCAUUAAAAAAAACACCACUUCAAGGUCAAAAUGGCCAAACUGUAAACUAUUCUCUAGUCCAGGGAUAGGCAACCUUUGGCACUCCAGAUAAUGAUCACCCCAUAAUCUUACACCCAUAAUGCUGGCAAAACAUCUGGAGUGCCGAAGGUUGCCUAUGCCUGCUCUAGUCUAACCUAUGCUUUACAGUUCAGCUGCUGCGAAACUUACUUCCAAUUUUCACGUUAGCUAAUUAAAAUGUUUAAUCUAUUACUGGGGCUUAGACAUUGAGCACUGCAUCCCUUCUGGUAAAUGCUCUAACUUGCCUUUCAACAUUGUAGCCAACAGCCAGAUAUAUUGUUCUGUUGAGGCUUUCCCUUUUUGCUGUUCUGAGCCAAGAGCAGGUUUUAACUUUAAGGGACACUAGGAGAACCAGUGCAGGCACAGGUUUGCAAGACAUGCAACUUUGUUGUUGGUUUCACAUUCCUACCAAGUCCACCACCAUUUUGUUUUAAACAUUCAGCACCUAUUUGAAAGCUCUUCAAGACACUGAAAUUUCCAAAUUAAAAAGUUAAGGCCCAUUUUUGAGAAGACUCCCAAUAUCUUAAAUUUUUUUUCAUAAUAUAUGAAAAAAAAUUAAUCUGAAAGAGCUCUUCAAGGCCUUUCCAAAGAGCCCUACUUUCUGUUUACCGAAAUAUUCAAUGUUUAACAUUAGAUACAUACAGGCCUGCAAUUUUUCAUAGGCUCAUACCUACAUGUCUCAGGUGCCCUUUCAGUAAGGCAAUUGUAGGUGGGGGAGUGUAAGGUUUAAAAGUUCCUUUUCAUUGACUUCAUAUGAUUCUGCCCCCACACAUUCUCUCCUCUUGCGCUUUUGCAUAACCAGCAUUAAGAUUUUUGCUUGUAUCUUCAAAGUUUUGAUGUAUAGAUCUGAUGCUUCUAAAGUCGGAGUGAUCAAUUCACUGCCAUUUAGGAGGAAAAUCACUCUGGUUUCUGUUAAAGGACCACUAUAGUGCCAGGAAAACAUACAUUUUUUUUUUUUUCUACCACUAUACUGCCCUGAGGGUGCCCUCACCCUCAGGGCCCCCCUCCCGCCGGGCUCUAAGGGGUGGAAGGGCUUAAAUUUACCUAUUUUACCAGCGCCAGGCUGGGGACUCUCCUCCUUGUCGUCAUCGGCUGAAUGAGCCGCGCGUGCAUUCAGCCAGUCCAUAGGAAAGCAUUCUCGAUGCUUUCCUAUGGAUGCUGGCGUCUUCUCACUGUGAAAAUCGGUGAGAAACGCCUCUAGCAGCUGUCAAUGAGACAGCCACUAGAGGCUGGAUUAACCCUAUUAUAAACAUAGCAGUUUCUCUGAAACUGCUGUUUAUAGAAGGGUUAAUCCUAGCUGGACCGGCACCCAGACCACUUCAUUAAGCUGAAGUGGUCUAAGUGCCUAUAGUGGUCCCUUAAUGCAGCCCUGGUCACACCCCCAUGGCUGUGACUCAGUCUAUAUAAAGUUUAAUUUUUAAUCCAUAACUUGCAUUACAAUUUUGUAUUAUCAGCUCUCUAAACUGAACUUUAAUCACAUAUAUAGAAGGCUCCUGCAUGGUCUAGCAAGCUAUUAACAGAGCAGGGGUUACACAAUUUGCAAUAAAGGAAGUAUAAACCUUAGAUGACUCUUUACAGGAAGAGUUUAGGGAGGGUUGUGUAAGUCACAUGCAGGGAGGUUUGACUAGGCUGCAUAAACGGUGAUUUAACUCCUAAAUGGCAGAAUUGAGCAGUAAGACUGCAGGUGCAUGAUCUAUACACCCAAACUGCAUGAUUAAGUUAGUUGUAUUGUUGACUAUAGUGUCCUUUAAUCAUUAUUGCUUAUAGUAUUUGUUGUGGGUGUUAGCACUCCUUUUUCUAUCAAUUAUCAAGAAAUUUACAAAACAGAUUGGCUGAGCUAUAGGUACCAGAAAAACACCUGAAGUAUGCAGAAGUCUUUAAUUUCUGUAUUUUCAGUCCAAAUCUGUCUUUUGGUGUAUGUGGGCAUUCUACACAAUUAUUGCCCCCUCCACCCUGGUGUGAACUCCAGAGUUGACCUACUCCCAGCACAGCAUGCAUGUGGGAAUCCUACUCCCACACCUUGUUCUGGCCCAGCAAGCCUACUAGUGGCAUCCCUGAGCCGUUGCUGUGGAAACCGACCAAUGAGUAUAUACAGUGCGUUGAAAUGCAUGGACUGGUAUUGGACAAAUGCUACAUCCAACAAUAGUGUAAUCGGAUCAACACAAGUGAAAAUAAAAUAAUGGCAAUAGAUCUUGCAGAGAAGCAAGAGUACUGAUGUAAUCAGAUCAACAGCAAAAAGAGGCUGAACUUGAUAGACGCACGUCUCUUCCGCCUGUGUAAAUGAAAUUGUAACAAGCACAAGCAGCACCCAAACUGCACUAUACUUGCCUGUUUGUAUGCAUGUGUGUAAAACUUAUACCCCCACCUCCUUCACUGCAGGUAUUGGCAAGUUAAAAGCAUCCACUUCAUCAAAUGGACAAUCAAGUAGCUGUAUUUCCCAAACUGGCUACCAUUCCCACCGUGGGGUAAACGGCGUGCAGCCUCUCAACCUCAGCCAGGUAAGUGUGCCCUGACUUAUGUUGUUGCAUGUGGUCAGUAUAAAUAUUUACAAUCUUUUUUUUUUUUUUUUUUUUUGAACUAUUUUUAGUAGGUGAAACGGGUUUUUCACCGCUAUGUCAUUUAGUACUGUGCCCUUGGACACUUCGCGUCCAAAAAAGUACAUCUGUCUUUAAUGUUAAGUGUUUCAUUUCUACCUUGCACUUAUUUCCUCGUUGGUGCUAGGCUCUGUCUAAUCAAAUGCUUCUUAUAGACCAGUGAUGGCUAACCUUGCCACGCAAAAUGUUUCUAAACUACAUUUCCCAUGAUGCUCAGCUAGCUUUUAGUCCAGAAACAAUUUAUGGUGGCAAGUUUAGCCAUCACUGUUGGACAAUUGUUUUUAAGGAGAUUUAGUGAUGUAUGUUGCAAUAUUGCUGUGCAAAAGUGUUUGGUGUUUUUUUUUUUUUUGGUCUGGAGGGGAACUGUACUGUAAGAGCACUCUCAAAACUGAACUUUAAUAUUUUAUUAAACUUUCCAAACUUGGUGAACAUAAAUCUUUAAAUCCAAUGACCAUUUUGUAUGACUACCCUUUGCCUUUAAAACCGCACAAAUUCUUAUAUGUACACAAACCAAACCCCGCAACUGUGUUUUUGUAUAGUAUCUCUACGCAUGAAAACAGUAACUACAUUGUACAAAAACUACAUGCAGAGUUAGUCACUAGAACUAGCGUGCAUUUUUAUGUAAACACUGCCUUUUCAAAGAAAGGUCAGUGUUUACAUUACUCCCUAGGGAUAGCUCUAGUGGCAGUCACUUAGCCACCAGAGUUGCAGCGUCUCCACGCUCUCUAUGGGGAAAGUUCAAUGUCUCCAUGCAGAUGCAUGGUUUCAUAGAAUCUAUAAGGAGAUGCUGACUGGCCGGCUGGUCACUGGUUUUCUGUAUAUUCUGAGUUGAUGGUCCUGCUAGAUAUCUUCUGGUUGUGAAGUAUUGUUGGCCCAAUGUGGUGGUAAUCUGCUGCAAGCUUUCUUGGCCAACCACUGAGUUUAGUCCCCAACUCUGCCCAUUUCUUCAAACCUGUCUGCCUUGACCUUUAUAACUGGGAGAGGGGUGGAGGAGACCUUGUGAUGAAGUAUAACUACCUUGUGUCUUGUGCAAAGUCUUGUCAUGGUGUAUGACUUUUGACAAACAGUUUUAAGCAACCUUGCCUUGUUGACUGACUAUUCCUCACCCAGUUUUGUUUCCUAAACAGCUGUUUUUCACUUAAGCAUUUAAUUUAGCUAGACUGGUGCAUAAACUUAUCAGCUGCAUUGAAUGAAUCAAAUGCCCACUGAUCGAUGGACAAACCUGUUCGUUCAGGAUUUUCUUAAAAUCGUUUUGUUCAUCCAUAGAUUAACAGGCAUUUGGUUUGAUAAAUACCAGUGAAAGGUAUUUGUGCACAGUUCAAUUUUUCAACCUACCUAUUAAAUUACUCAUUAGCACUUGUUUGGUAAAAGUGUUUUAAUUGUGCAUCUGACUAAAUGCCAACAAAAUCCAUGUCUUUCGGCAAGUGUACGUAAAAACUUGUGCUGCUUUGAAGGCAAUGGGUGGUCCCGCCAAAUCUCUAAUAGUUUUGUUCUGCCCUAAAUGGCUUUUAUUUUAUUUUCAACUUUGUACUUUUUUUACUACUUCCAGAACCAGCAGUCAGCCGUAAUGGCAUCCCAGGAGAGAAGCAUGAACCCGGCUCCUCGCAGGCAACAGGCUUAUGUUGCUCCACUACCAUCAAUCUCUCAGGCACCCUUUACGUUCCAGCACAGCAGCCCCCUACAUUCCACUGUGCACCCCCACCUUGCCGCGACUGCCACUAGUCACCUAGCAAGCCAGCCUCACAUGUACACAUAUGCCCCAACAACUGCCACGACCCUGGGAUCUACUGCAUCCAUUGCUCAUCUGUUCUCACCUCAGGGCUCAAGACACUCCGCAUAUGCUACCCAUCCCAGUACUCUGGUGCACCAGGUCCCUGUCAGCGUUGGACCCAGCCUGCUUACCUCAGCUAAUGUUGCUCCAGCUCAAUACCCACACCAGUUUGCAGGCCAGUCAUACAUUGGUGCCUCCAGGGGCUCUGCAAUCUACACUGGAUACCCCUUAAGUCCAACCAACAUUAACCAGUACUCCUACUUGUAAUGUAUGAUGUACAAGCGUUUUUAGAAGAUGACUGUUAUGUAAGAUUCACAAGAAGGAAAAGGGGCUUGCUUCUUUAUUGACUGCAUUGUUGUAGUCACGUAAGCUUGUUCAGUGUUAACAUUGUAAUUUUUGUGUAUUGCAUAUUUGUAGCAUCCCUUUACAUUACUAGAGUUGGGGGUUCUCUUUUGAAAUGAGUAUAUGUGGACUACCAUAAUCAUGUCCAUUGUCUUUGCUGCAAUUUUUAUUUUGUGUUGUGCAAAGUUUGAUUUUUAAUCUUUAUUUUUUUCUUGAUCAGUUGCAUAGUAGUAUUCUAGAUUUGUGUGGCAAACUGAUUAGCUUAUGAUUUUAAAUCAUUUUUAACCUUUUUUUAUUUUAAAAAUCUUAGUAUGGUUUUUAGAAAAGUGUGGGUUUUUUAAUACAUAUUCUCCCCUUCCCCUAUCACUUGCCUGUGUGCAUCCAUGAGAUUCAUUAUUACAUGUGCUAGAUGGAUGAGACUCUGGUGUUUUAUGCACUAAAAUUGGUAUACCAUGUGAAUUAAAUCUACAGCUGAGAAUUUGAGGGCAAAGUAUUAGACUGAUUUUAGGAAUACUAGAAAGCUAUCCGAAGGGAACAAGUUAUCACCUGAUCAUAGAAGUCCAUUUGCUAGCUAUGGAUCAGGUGAAAAUGUCUUCCUUUGAGGAUUAAGGGGAGCUUUAUGAAAGUAGCAAUCCUCCUGGAAACCACUGUUAUGCAGGUUCUUUACAUUGGUGAUUACACUACUUUGCAAAACAUGGCAUAUUGGUAAACCAUCCCCUAUGACUUCCUGACUCCUGUAAAUAGAGAUGUUUGACUAACUUAACAAGACACUUAGUGAACAGACUCCAUAGUUCCUCAGCCGUCUAGCAUCCCCGGUUAAAAUGUAAGAGCUGCUUAAUCAAAUUGGAUAGACUCAAAAUGACUGCACCAUGCAGUGCUAUUACUAGCUGUGGAAGGACACCCUAGUGACUUCUUCUUUAAUUAGUGUUACAAAAGAAGUCCUCCCUUUUAAGAUUGAGCAAUUUUGAUGUUUUAAAUCAAAUUGUGUGGGACAAAAGUUCACUAAAAAUAGUCAUUCUUCUGAGUUUGGAAUCAUGGGAUAUACAAAUUCCCCAAACUAGUUCCCAUAAGACUCCACUUUUUAUUUUUUUUCUCUUCCUUUUGGCAGAGGUCAGUUGAUUAGAAUGGUUUUCAGUUUGAUAGGCAUCCUAAAAACAUGAGACCAUUCCUCCUAAAGCAAGACUGACUUUUUACUGAUCAAUAAAAGCUUGUACUUGGUGCUGCUCCUAACCAAUCUCAUUGGAAGCCCAAUUAGAAAUGUAAACAUAAUUUAGACUAGGGGGGAAAUGGCAGGGUCUAGGGGCCAAAAAUGAUGCUAAAAUGAAAAAGUACUGCAAAUGGAUUCUUGCUUGAAGGUAUGUUAGAAUAGACUAUAGACAAGUCUUUAUCAUCCCUAUAGCUGCCUGUGUCAACUUGUAUAAAUGAAUGGCAUAUACCAGCAAGGCAGGCAAAUCUCAGUUGCUAGAUUUUUAUUUUUACACCUUUUAUUAAAUUUUAUCAGAUAAUUUUAAAAACCAAAGGUAAAAUUUGAAAUUCCAGGUCCAUGUUGAACAGAAAGUAGACCCAAUUUAAAUUCUUGGUUUGGUUAAUGAGAGCAGUUUGAAUGUGAAUAAUCCUUUUGUAAUACUCUAGAAAAAGUAAAUAGAAGUAAAGAUUAGAAAUAUUUCCUUCUCAGAUCAAUUUAAUUUACACAACCCAAAAUCUUUCAGAAAGCCCAUGUUAGUCAUAUGAAGUUUUUUUUUUUUUUUUUUUUUUUUUUUUUUUUUUUUUUUUUUUUUUUACAAGCUGAACCUAGUGCUUCCAAACUGUUCCUUUCUUUUGAGGUACCUUAAAAGUGAAAUAUUAAAAAUAAUAAUCUGUAAGUGGAGCUAUUGUAGACAAGAACGCAUUAGAAAAUACAGAUCUAAUCAGAGAUAAAUAUCAUUGCAAAUCCUAGCCCACACCAUUUCAUUGGAAGACCUAUAAAUAUCCCAUUAAACACUACCUUUAUAAAAAUUUAUGUGGUAUAUUGCUUUAGAAUCAUGAAUAGAGUAAAAUACAAAAAUUAAAAUCUGUUUAGUAGAUAUACCGCCAAUGGGGGGGUAGAGAUGUAUAAUUAUAUGCAUGCAGGUUUUCAUUGAGGUUGUAUCUAAACACAGCUUGCAAAAACUGUAGAUCUUGUGCGAACAUUUUGCAAACCCUCCUAAAUCAACCAUCUAUUUUAUUUUUGUGUCCCGGGUAAAAAUUCUCAGUUAUAGCUACACAACAUCUGAUAUUGUGUUCUAAACCUUCUGACCUUCUUUGGCUGUGUAGUGUGUACCACUAUUGGAUUAUGAUUUAUAUUUAAAGAGCUAAAAUAGAUUUCCCUUAAUUAGAAGCAAAGAUGAUGGGUUUUGUCCUACUUGCCACCAUAUUUGUGAAUACCUUCUUUUUACAGUAGAAAACCAGUAACUACACAAUAAGCAUAGCACAAAUUUACUGCUAGAGAGCAUAUUUGAUUAUGCUAUGGCUAAUGAUAGCCUCAGAGCAUUUGUGAUGGGUUUAUGGUCAAUUUUAAUACUACUUUAGUUUUUUUUUUAUACUUUAAACUUGUACCCCAAUACACAAGCUGUAUUUUUGAGACAUACAUGAAAUAAACUUAGGUCUGUUAAAAGCAUGCCUCUAGUGUGUACAACCACAACCGCUUCUUUAAUUUAAGUAUGCGUAAAAGUUCCUUGAGGUCUCAGUAUAGUUAAAAGGUCAAACACUUGACCUUUUUGUAAGGGUGUCCUUCAUUCUUUUCCUGCAUCAUCCCUACUGAAAUUAGGUUAUUGAUGGAUAAUAUAGGUCAUCAUAUAUGGUCUUAUGCAAGGAGUGUUUUUGAUUUUAAAAAAAAUCUAACACUGGAUUGGCAAAAAUAACUCUCUAAAGCAACAUGCUUGGGGCCAUCCAAAAUUCCACUAAAGUAGUUUAUUUGCAAUGUGCAUUUUUAAUCUAGCAUUGGUGAGAAUACUUGAACAUCUCAAUACUUUUAUUAUACUCUCGUUCCUCCUUGUUUAGGUGCGUAAUGGGUUUAGCAGUUAGUGUAUUCACUUUUUUUUUUUUUUUUUUGAGGGGAGGGGGAGAAGGCAGUUGGGUCUCUUGUUUAUGUAUAUAAUUUUUUUCAUCUAUUUGUAAACCAAAAUGAUCUGUGGGUAUGUAUGUCAAGUCUUUAGAAGUUAUCACUGUAGCACUGAACUAUAUAUAAAAGUCUGAAAUAUACUCGCAUGUAAAUGGGAGUAAAUGGAAAUUUGUUUUGCACAGGUAUGUAUGGUGGUUGUUUCAUAUGUCCUCUUUAAUGUAGUGCCUUAAAUGCCAACGUAGUGAUUAUAGUUUACAGUAUGCUUGCCUUGUAAUAGGGUAGGCAAGCGCCUUUAAAUAGAAGCAAUUCUCUAAGCCUAGGAGCAAGAGGAAAAUAAGGCUAAAAAUAACCAUACUUUUGGGUUUAAUGAUAUCGAGUUGCCAUUUUUUCUAAAUAGUCUUGAUGGAUUUGUUAAAUAAAAAAAGUGAAAAUUAAAAAAAAAAAGCAAUCUCUAUCUUAUCCAGACACGUGAGAUGUAUGUGUUUUUACAAAUACAUUUUCAAAUAUGGUUUUAGCUUUUUGGUGUUUUAUUUUGUAGUGAUAAGUUUGAUUUGUAUGUGCAAUCCCCUUUAUAACUUACUUUUUUUUUUUUUUUUUCUUGGCUUGUUGGAACUUUGACAUUCCUUGUGAGAAUUAGUUAUAGAAUGUUUAUACCAAAGAAAGCUUUAGCAUAGUAAUUGUGUUGUGCUUGGCUGCACAAUGGAUCCAUGUCAGGAUACCAAUCACUGCUGUUCAUUAUGAUGCAUGUAAUCUCAUUUCUGAGCUAGUUAUGGUAUUAUAAAAAAAAUUCACUGCGUAUAUUGUAAAUUAGAAAAGUGUAGUAGGUGUUUUUUGGUAUUUUUGUUUUGUUUUUUGUUACCCCUCCCUCUUCCCUUUUUCCAUAGAGCGGCUUUUUAUAUUGCUGUCCACCACUGCAAAGUAUGUACUGGAUAGUCACCAAGUUAAAAUAUGUUGUAAGUCUCCCACCCCUUGCUCCCUCCCAAUUAUUUUCACUAACUACCCGUGGGACUGUCAAAGCCAAUAUCUUACUCUAUUGGUCUCUUGUUUAAAGGCAACCAAAAAAAUGUGUAAAGCAUCAACAUUUUCAUUUGUAUUCCAUUGUGAAGCACUUAAGUUACUAAGAUACUGAAGGUGUUUUGUAUACGUUCAUAUCUUUAAAGUCGUUCGUAUUACCUUUGUCAUUUUUAAUCUCCUGUCUGUUUAAGCCUGUAAUUUAUAUGUUGCUUUAUUUUUGUAGAAAGUUAAGUGAUGGCAAAAUGAUUGAAUGUAAUGUGGGCUGUUCCACUGCUGUACUACGCUCGGUUAGGUCCCAAGUUUUUUUUAUGAUUAUUACUCAAAAUUAUGGCCUAGGAAACACUGUGUACAUGGGGCUCAAACUUUUUCGUGGGCUAAAUCUCCCUAGUUGUUUUUAUCAGAAAAGAUCUUAUUGAAAUGAUUUCAGAGUAGUUUGUAUGCAUAAUUGGGAUUUUGGAUACAUGAGCUCUAAUAUUAAUUUAAUUGACUAAUGAGCUCUACGUAGCUUGAAAUUGGAGAGCGAGAUAGCAAUAAACUUGUAUGAAAAAUUGAUACAACAGUGGUUUUUUUUGUUUUUUCAUUUCGUGGUGGUAUUUAUGGAACGUGUAUUCUCUCAUAUUCACUGUAUUUUCCUUUAAGGUUUUUUAUUAUGGAAUAUAAUUCUAACAAACAUUGCUAAUGGUAAGGCACUGUGGAAUUUUAUAUAGUAGUAUCAUUGUAUUUGUUAAAAUGUAUGCUGUUCUAGACUUCUCUUCAACUUCUGUUAAUCUAUAUUAAAUCAGUGUUCUAAGCAAUACUUCUCAAUGGUUAUACUCCUAUAUUAAACAUUUGUUUAUGCUGUUAAUGUCAAUAGACAGGAUAACUAACAAUCAUUUAAUCAGAUUUGUGACUUUUGUAGUAGUACUUCACUUGGUCCUUAAAGAAUCCUGCAUCCUUUAUGUAGUUGUGUCAUUUGAGACUGGGGCACCUUGCAUGGAUUUUGGGAAUUCUAGCCCUUAUGACUAAUUUCUUGUAGGACCAAGCUUUUUCAAGAGUUAGACUUCUGGUGGUGGUAUUUAACACCACACUGGCUAGAUUCCAAUAAUUCUGCUGCAAAAAAUGCUCCAAUAUAUUGCAUGUAUACAUUGUUCCUUAUACAACUUCAUUCCCAAUUUUUAUUUGCUUUGUCUAUAUCACUACAUGUAGCAAUGCAUUUUAUAUGUAAUCUUAGUGUUUCUUGUUUUUAACUUUGGAUCAUUGAUAUUGCUAUUUUAUUUUUAUUAAAAAUGUAUUUGAUCUGCUAGUUGCUGUGUGAAACUUAACAAUUCCCAUUUUUAUCUGGUUGUGCUUCCCCUCCCUAACCUCCUUCUACUUGCUUUUAGUUUCCACGCUGCUAUAAGCAAGUAGUACCUGGGAAUUGAUCUGUUUGUAUUGCUGGUGUUUUUCGGGGGGGAUUAUGUAAAAUCUGUUUUAAGAAAACAAAAAAUAUUUAAAUUUUAUUACUAACUAUACGGGGAAAUGGGUCCAUUGUGAAAACAUAGUUUAUCUUUGGAUUCAAUGUUUGUCUUUGGUUUUACAAAGUAGCUUGUAUUUUAUGUAUUUUCUACAUCAUAUUGCAAAAUGUAGAGCAAUUGAAAUGCACCAAUAAAAAAAGGGUAAUUUUUCUUUACUGCU
Pelobates cultripes (western spadefoot toad) is the source of this 55757-nucleotide messenger RNA. NCBI's taxonomy places the organism in Eukaryota, Metazoa, Chordata, Amphibia, Anura, Pelobatidae. The record is from the annotation of a GenBank genome assembly.